Messenger RNA from Podarcis lilfordi (Lilford's wall lizard), 57275 nucleotides. The record is from the annotation of a GenBank genome assembly. NCBI's taxonomy places the organism in Eukaryota, Metazoa, Chordata, Lepidosauria, Squamata, Lacertidae.
ACAGUUGACUUGGUCACUGAAAAGCCCGCUCAUUUAUGUUCAAGUUCAACAAGUGCAGCCUUAAUUUCCCCUGGAAAUGCGUUUGCAUUUCUCCCCCUCCUCCUUCCUCUGCCACAACUUUUGUUUGGCCACGGCCAGACAUACACCCAGCCUGGGGGUGUGUGUGCGCGCUCUCUGGAUGACUAUAUAAGUGGACAGACGCCAGGCAGGGGAGCUAAGCUAGGAGCUCCUUUUGCAGAAGCAGGAGCAGGCAGAGACAGGAGGCGAGGCCAAGGAAGGGCACUGCGGGACUCCUCUGACGGGCAGCAUGGCAGAAGGUAAAAAGAGAAAAGGGGAAGGAAACCCAGAAAGGAAUAGGGAGGCCUCUUCUCUCUGGCUCAGGGCAGAGAUCUUGUCUUCUUCUCACUGUCUUUCUGCAAAUGCUUUUGCCUAAUUGUAAUGCAAAAGGAUACGGACAAUAUUUUUGUGUGUGUGUGCAUACUAACUCCAGAACGAGCAUGUUCCAAGUCGACUCACCGACUCUAUUAAUGGCAACCUUGUCAAAACAAACUGCACUACUUUUACUCCUUGAACCUAAACUGUCCACUCAGUUGUUGAAAGAUGUUCUGCUUGUUAUUUUUUCUUUUUAAAAAAGAAGAAAUUCUCAAUUGGGAAAAGUUGGGGUAAACACAAGCUAAAGCAGCUGUGUGUGGUGUAUGUGAGUUUAGGGACAGGCAGCAAUUAAUUUAUCCGUAUAAUACUGAAAUGAUUUUUAAUAAUUUUUGCUUUUAAGUAAGGAAAAAAAUACCAAAAAAGGGAAACUUUGGAAGAAAAAGUUGGAAUGUUUGAAUAGGGUUUGCAGGGAGUUGUUAGAAAAUGAAAUAUAUAUAUAUAUUUAUUUUAGAGUGCUUCUUGCACAUCCAGAAUUUAUAACAGUUACAGCCCAAUGGAAUAUUUUUCUGCACAAACCCCACUGUAAUUAAAUUCCUGUCUUUAAGCUGAAUAUUUUCUGCAGCUAUUCCCCGCAUUGGCCAAGGAGACAAAUCCGCUUUCUUGCUUUCUGCCCAUGGUUUUCGCUUUUGGAAACUCAUCUUCAGAUUCAGAAGGGACGUCCUGCAGGUCUACGCAAAUAAUUGCUUUAGCGCGGAAAAUUGUAGAGAAUUCCUUCUGCAGGGCUUCCUUUCAUCUUCCUCAUCACUCUUCUCUGAAGUUUAAUUCUCGGUUCCUCCAUGUCCUUGUUAUUAAUAGGGAAAACCUUGCUGGGUCUCUCAGGAGAGGAUGGGUGCAUGAGAUCCACAGCUUAAGAACAGGGGCUCUUGGCUUUGGUUUUUGCACAGACCACUUUCAUCUUCAUCCAAGGUCUCCUAUGCAAUGCUCAUUCCGGAUCACCUUUGCAAAAAUACACUUUCCUAGCGCUUAGCUCGGCUCUUCUUCAGGCAAAUGAAAACGGCCCUUGCAAAACCUGAGCUGCCAGCUUAUACGACGCAGCCUCUUGCAAGACCCCAGCUGCUUUGCAAACUUACUAAGCUGGUCUAAACCCUUGCGGGGGAGAUUAGCAAGACCACCUCUCCUCUCCCACUGGAAUGGGCACGAGGGCUAUUUCUGAAGCCCUGGGUUCAAAUCUCAGCUCAGCUGUGAAAUUCACCGGUGUGGUCAGACACCAGCACCAUCCCUUGGCUUCACAUACCUCACAGGGUUAAGUCCUCAUGAAAAGUGACAAUUCUUGAGCUGGACUGUUCUGUUUUCUCCCUUGGGAGGCUUCCUCCCAUCCUUCUACUUUAUUACAAGGACAAAGAAGAAGCCAUCGACCUAGGAAGGGGUGCAAACUCUCUUUCACCAGAGGUUUAUAAGCAGAGGUUGGAGGGACACCCGUCAGGGAUUCUUCUGCUGAAAUUCCAGAAUUCCAGCAUUGCAAGGGGGUUGGACUAGAUGACCCUUGGGUACCUUCCAGCGAUUCUAUGGGGUGAUUGUCUGUAUGCUUUUAGACCUCUUCUUUUCCAGUGAUGCUUUACCAAGGAGUCCACUGGUCCUUGCAAGCUGGUGCAACCUCUUUCCUCAGGAAUAUUGACGUGGGUGUCGUGCAUAUGGCAUAACACUGUUUGCUUUCUUGCUGUGUGCCCUCAGUGUGCAUGGAUGGGCAGGGAGAGAGAAACGGAAAGAGAGCCCUAGGGUUGUGGCACAUGUGCAAUUUGUGUCCUAUACAAAUUCAGAAGUUGGGAAAAGACCUAAAAUGGUUUAGGUCAGGCUAUCUGAAAGACCGUAUUCCCUCCUAUGAACCUGCCCAGACAGACAGACAGACAGAUAGAUAAUUAUUUUAAUUCUAUUAGGGUUAAAUUGCUUUCUAAUGAUUAUCUUUGGUAUGUUUUUAGCUUUUUUAAAUUGGCAUGUGUCAUUUUAAUUUAUGUAAGCUGCCAUUUUGGGAAAGGGGUGGGUUAAUAAUAAUAAUAAUAAUAAUAAUAAUAGCAGUAGCAGAUCAUUAAGGCAUUUUGUUCCACUUUGGAAAGAGCUCCAAAAUCUGGGCAUGGAGGGAUUCAGAUAGAAACAUAGACCACAGGAAGAUUCCUUAUUCUGAGUCAGACCUCUGGUCCAUCUGGCUACUGUACAGAGCACACUCUGGUGACUUCAGAGCCGGAUUAUUGCAAUUCACUCCACGUUGGUUCUAUUUAGAUCUCACACAACCCCGGUUUUAAAAGAGCUGCGCCGGUUGCCCUUUCGUUUCCGGGCGCAAUUCAAGGUGCUCACGUUGGUGCUUAAAGCCCUGAAUUACGCAGGCCCCAAAUACCCAAAGGACCUUCCCUGCAGACCCUCUUGAAUGCUGCGAUGGGCAGAGAGGGGCCCUCUUGGUAGUCCCUCCACUUUCAGAGGCCCAGGGGGAGAGGGCCUUCUCUGUGGUGGCUCCCAAGCUGCAGAGCUCCCUCUCCAUGGAGGUCUCUCUGGCACCUUCACUGUGCAUCCUGAAGGUUGCUGAUGACGCGUCUUCUUACUUUUUACUUUUUACACCUGAGGUGUGUGGUUUUAGGACCCACCUAUCUAUCUAUCUAUCUAUCUAUCUAUCUAUCUAUCUAUCUAUUUAUUUAUUUAUUUAUUUAUUUAUUUAUUAUUUAUUUAUACCUCGCCCAUCUAGCUGGGUCUCCCCAGCCACCCUGGGUGGCUUCCAACAAAAUAUUAUAAUACAGUAAUGCAUCAAACAUUAAAAGCUCCCCUAAACAGGGCUGCCUUCAGAUGUCUUCUAAAAGUUUGGUAGUUAUUUUUCUCUUUGACAUCUUGUGGGAGGGCGUUCCACAGGGCGAGUGCCACUACCAAGAAGGCCCUCUGCCUGCUUCCCUGUAACUUGGCUUCUCACAGCAAGGGAAUCGCCAGAAGGCCCUUGGCGCUGGACCUCAGCAUCCCGGCAGAACAAUGGGGUGGAGACACUCCUUCGGAUAUACUGGACCGAGGCCGUUUAGGGCUUUAAAGGUCAGCACCAACACUUUUAAUUGUGCUCGGAAACGUACCGGGAGCCAGUGAGGGAACUGCCAGAAAGCUCUCGGCGCUGGACCUCAGUGUCCAGGCAGAACAAUGGGGGUGGAGACGCUCCUUCAGGUAUACUGGACCAAAGCCGUUUUAUAGCUGCAAGUUGUUUUAAAUUGUUUUUAAUGCUGUAACCCACCCUGGGACUUUGGGGUGAAGGGUGGGAAAUGAAAAAAAUUAAAGCUCAGUAUUAUCUACCCCGACUGGUAAGGGGUUUCCGGCAGGAGUUACUCGCAGCCCUAUUUGGAGACACUGUCCCUGACCCAGGGACCUUUUGCAUGCAAAGCCCGUGAGCUGAGCCCUUCCCUAGAUGAGGAUUGUUUCAGAAGCAUCCGUGCUCCCCUUCCUUUCCUCUUUCCCUGCGUGUAAUAGCUGUGUGUAGAUUUACAACUGCCAGUCGCUGCACAUUCACUAGACCCCAAAGAGCGCUGACUGAGCGUGGGCUGCCCAAUUGCACAAGGACAACGGCGGGUGUCAACUUCUCUGCUGCUGCGGAUCCAGGUUGGCGCCUUUCUGAGCUGUCAGCACAGAGGAAAUAGUGAAAAACAUACCACCGGUUGCCUCAUUUUGCCGGAUGCUCACGUGAGAGUCUGUGUUAGAAGUUCAAGAGAGCGUGGCUGACUCGCAAGGCAGGAACUAGGCACUAAAGACGCCCACAACCAGGAGGAUGAUUCUCAACAGCAGCUUUAAUAAUAAUAAACAUAAUAAUAAUAAUCAAAAUAAACAUAACAUGAGCCCUGCUGGAUGAAGCCAAUGGCCCGUCUAGUCCAGCAUCCUAUUCUCCCAGUGGCCAACCAGCUUCCGCCAAUGUGCUGCCCUGUACUUCCAUAGCUAAUCUUUGGAACCCCCUUUCUGCAUAAGGCAGCUAUGGGCACCAACUGGGGUAGCUUAAAAAGAGGGUGAGACAAAUUCAUGGAGGAGGAGAGAGAGCUAUCGAAUCUAUAACCCACAAUGGCUGUGAUCUGCCUUCACGGCUGGAGGCUGUGAUGUUACUGAGUACCAGUUUCUGGAAGCCACAAAGGGUAGGAAGGUAAUAAUUUAUUAUUUAUGCCCCACACAUCUGGCUGGGCCUCCCCAGCCACUCUGGGCGGCUUCCAACAGAACACUAAAAUACAAUAACCUAUUAAACAUUAAAAGCUUCCCUAAAGAGGGCUGCCUUCAGAUGUCUUCUAAAAGUCUGGUAGUUGUUGUUCUCGUUGACAUCUGAAAGGAGGGUGUUCCACAGGGCGGGUGCCACUACUGAGAAGGCCCUCUGCCUGGUUCCCUGUAACUUGGCUUCUCGUAGCGAGGGAACUGCCAGAAGGCCCUCAGCGCUGGACCUCAGUGUCCGGGCUGAAUGAUGGGGGUGGAGAUGCUCCUUCAGAUAUACUGGACCGAGGCUGUUUAGGGCUUUCAACACUUUGAAUUGUGCUCGGAAACGUACUGGGAGCCAAUGUAGGUCUUUCAAGACUGGUCAUAAAGCCGUAGAGAUGGAUGGUACCCCAAGGUCAUUCAUGUCCAACCCUGGGCAACACCGGAAUCACAGCUAAAGAAUCGCUCUGUUCGAAAACCUCUGCCGCCUUCCAAGUUAAGUUUGUCCUCCUGCUUAAUGGCUCUUACAAUCAGAAGGUUCUUUCCAAUGUUUAGUCUGAAUCUCCUUCUUGUCAUUUGAAUGCUUUGGUUCGGAUUCUCCCCUGUAGAGCCAGUGGUGUAGCACAUACACACACAUACCAGUGCCCGGGGCAGAGCCAUUUUUAGGAGACCAGCCGAAAUUGUUGAACUUUUUUGAGGGACGAACAUUGGCUCCACCACCCUGCAGCUUACCUGCAGCCCCCCAUGAUGCCCAUCAGCCCUCCGGGGUAUUCAGUGUGUACCACCACCUCUCCCUUCCUCCACUACUGUGUAGAGCAGCAAACGUGCUCCAUUUUUCAUAUAAGAGACCUUUACGUACUUUAAGAUAUUUUUUUGAUAAUAUCUAAGCUUUGUAGGGACGCGGGUGGCGCUGUGGGUUAAACCACAGAGCGUAGGGAUUGCCGAUCAGAAGGUCGGCGGUUUGAAUCCCCGCGACGGGGUGAGCUCCCGUUGCUCGAUCCCACUUCCUGCCAACCCAGCAGUUUGAAAGCACAUCAAAGUGCAAGUAGAUAAAUAGGGACCGCUCCGGCAGGAAGGUAAACGGCGUUCCGUGCGCUGCUCUGGUUCGCCAGAAACAGCUUACUCAUGCUGGCCGCAUGACCCAGAAUCUGUACGCCGGCUCCCUCGGCCAAUAAAGCGAGAUGAGCGCCGCAACCCCAGAGUUGGCCACGACUGGACCUAUUGGUCAGGGGUCCCUUUACCUUUAAGCUUUGUAGGUCACUUAGAGACUUUUGAAGUAGCGAGCAACUAAUAAAUUGAAGAAGUAAUAAAUAAUAAUGUUUUGGAUGACAAGUUGCUCAAGAGACAGACAAGAAGGGGUCAAUUGGGGGGGUCACUUGUGUGUAUCUUCACCCUGUAUUGUGGCCCCUAAACAGUUGGCUUCCUUUCUUCCCCAUUGAGUUGAGGAUUAGGGUCCCCCCUCUGAAAGGACCCACCUUACUGCUGUAAUUUUAAGUUGUUUCAAACUGUUUUUCAUAUUGUGUUUUCAUUUUUUGCAACCCACCGAGUGUGACUUUAAUCCAUCCGAUCUUGGCAUCUCUUCCUUGUUAGCCUUGCUGGUGGUGACAAGCGAUGACUUUGGCUCUCCUUCCUAGAAUGGACUGUUCUGCCCUGACUAAUGGAGAGCAUUGUGUCCUCUGACACUUUUCUUCAAGGUCAAGGGGAAAAGAAAAGUGGAAAUGGAGUGGCAGACACUGUUCCCAAAACAAGUAAUUUGGGGAAAUACUUCUCCCUUCCAGCCAGGGCUGGUUCCUUCUUUCAUGCCCAUCAUCGCCAGAUGGAAAGUGCGAUGGUGCCAUCACAGGUUAAGCACCAGAGAUGGGGCUUUCACAUUGAACACAGAUGAGCUUUUGCUGAUUUCUCAUUCAUUCCAGUGGAAAGUCCUGCAAGGAUUAUGCCUGUAAGGUGGGAAAAUGAGUGCAUUAUAGAAUAGCUACAUUAGAGGUACUUGGCAGGUGAUUGUAAAAUUCAGAAAGUUUUGAGGACAUUCCCUCGGAUGCUUUCCCGUGGUUUCGCCAUGAUCCCACAACAUGGGCAACUCCUGUUUUGACCAAAAGGAAAAGACUGUUCUCAGCUACAAAGCAUUUAAUUAGCAUGCAUUUAGACUGGCAGGUGAUUUUAGGACACGGAUAAGAAAACACUUUUUCUUGCAACACACCUUGAAUGCAAUGCAUUCACAGUACUACCGUUCCUUUUUUAAAAGUGUUUUUUUAAAAUAGUCUAUUGAUAAACAAAAUAAACCAAACAUAAAGAGCUUUAAGAAAUCCUGUUACAGCUGGCUGAAAGCAGCCUAAAAUUGGACAUUAUAAUUGAACUUGUUCCAAAAUGUUACCAAAAAUACCCGUCGUUCCAUAAACCUGCUAGGCUGGUUUAUACGUGUAUUCUUUUGUAGCAAGUUAGCUUGAUGCUAGUAACUAGGGACUAGAUUUUCUCAACCCACUUAGAUAUUGGAGGAGACAGGAGUUUUAGCUAUCCUAAGUACCGGUGUUGCCUCUAAAGCCUGAAAGGGUUUGGGGAUGGGGGUCCCUCUGUUCUAGGAGCGUCUAAAUAAAUAAAUACAUUUUUAUUUAUACCCCGCCCUUCGCGGUUUAAAAUCCGGGCUCAGUGCAGCUAACAGCAAAUAUAAAACAUUGAUUAAAACGCGACUUAAAAACAGCAUAAAAUACAACAUAAAUGCAGUAUCAAUGUCAAUAAAAUUCAAAAAUUUAGGGUCAUUUUGGGGGGGGGGGCGGGAACCCAGUCAGUAAACAUCAAAUGAUCACCAGGGCUAACUGGCCAAGUUGGUCCUACUAGGGCCAGCAAGGAGACCAGGGAAGAGUUUAAACGUGGGGUCCCAGAAGGGUUUCUUCAUAAAAAAGGGAAGGGAAAAGGGAUAGAGGAUCAGGCUAAUUCAAAUUGAAGGCCAGGCAGAAUAGCUCUGUCUUACAGGCCCUGCGGAAGGAGAUCAAGUCCUGCAGGGCCCUGGUCUCCUGGGACAGAGCGUUCCACCAGGUCGGAGCCAUCACUGAGAAGGCUCUGGUGGAGGAUAGUCUGGCUUCUUUAGGGCCUGGGACCUCUAAACUAUGGUUAUUCAUGGACCUUAAGGUCCUCUGCGGGGCAGACCAGGAGAGGCGGUCUGCUGCCAAUGCCCAUUUUCCAUUUGUGUUCCCAGCCUGAAGUGACAUAGGUGGCAAUUAGGAAGAGGCACUUGAUCAGCUGUGGCCUCCUGGCAUUUGAGAUGGCAAGAAGGGCAGAAACUGGGCCUCACAUUUGUUCACAGAACUGAAGAAUGGAAACCAAACCUUAUCAGACAAAUCCUAUUUAGGUACCAGGCAAAUAGCUGCUUACUUGUUCAGGCUGCAGCUCUUUUGGAUCUGCUGGCUUAUCUUCUCACAGUAGUUCUGCGUAUUUGCAUUUUUGUUCACCUUGGCAUCUGACCUGGGAAGCUGGAAUCAAUUCUGGAUAAGAGCAGUAUCAAAAGAAGAGAUCUGCACUCGUUGAAAAAUUGCUGCUAGGCCAAGUUCAAGGUGUUACUAUUAGUCUAUAAAGCCCUUAACAACUUGGCUUACCUAUGAGAUGCCCCACAGGAAUGCUCAAGACGACUUCAAUUGGUGGUUCAACAUUUAUAAGAAUUUGAUCUUUCAGUGCAGCAGCACCAAGACUUUGGAACUCCUUGCCUCUUGAUAUCAAGCAGGCGCCUUCAGUGUAUUCCUUUUGGCGCUUGCUAAGAACAUUCUUAGGGACGUGGGUGGCGCUGUGGGUUAAACCACAGAGCCUAGGACUUGCCGAUCAGAAGGUUGGCAGUUCGAAUCCCCGCGACAGGGUGAGCUCCCGUUGCUCGGUCCCAGCUCCUGCCCACCUAGCAGUUCGAAAGCACAUCAAAGUGCAAGUAGAUAAAUAGGUACCACUCCGGUGGGAAGGUAAACGGCGUUUCCGUGUGCUGCUCUGGUUCGCCAGAAGUGGCUUCGUCAUGCUGGCCACAUGAACCGGAAGCUGUACGCCAGCUCCCUCGGCCAAUAAAGCGAGAUGAGCGCCGCAAGCCCAGAGUCGGUCACGACUGGGCCUAAUAGUCAGGGGUCCCUUUACCUUUGCCUUUAAGAACAUUCUUGUUUAGACAAGACUGCUUAGAAAGUUGGUGUGAAUUUUGACCUCUUUUAGUAUUUUAGCUUUUUAUGUUCUAAAAUAUGGUUACAUUUAUUUUAUUUUAUUGUUUUACCUUUUCGUAAACCACUUCGAUGGCCUUUUAAAAAUACAGUCAAGCAGUGUAUAAUUUUUAUGAAAUAACUAAAUAAAUAAUAACAUUCACUGCCCCAAGAUUUGGUGAAAGCUUCCGGCUUGAAAUGAAGUUGUGGCAAAUUCAUGGAGGAGGAUGGGUGCAAGGGAAGGAUCGGUCAAGAGCUGUCAGUCAAGGUGGACUCAUCCAAACUCCCUUUUGCAACCUGCUUUCUAAACACAGGCCAGUGCUUUAAAGCUCCAUGUCCAAACGGGGGGGUUUUUUUGGUCGUGGUUUACCACUGAAUUGGAGCAAACAGCAAUCUGCAGGAAACUCGAUUGCAGCUUGCUCCAGUUCAGCAGUAAAAUGUGGGUUUUCCCCUGGAAACUGCUAGGACCAAAAAAACCACACAAAUCCACUCAGAAACAAAGCUUUAAACCCCCAGACCUGUACCUAGAAACAGGGCACACAAGGAGGUCUGGAUGAGGCCAAAGUUGGAAGCCACAUCCUGGGGAACAAAGGCAAGAAUGGCUAUUUCCUAUUUUUAUUUUUAUUAUUAUUAUUAUUAUUAAAUUUUAUUUAUACCCCGCCCUCCCCAGCCAAGACCGGGCUCAGGGCGGCUAACACCGGUAUAAAAACAAUUGAUUAAAAUACAACUUAAAAACAAGAUUAAAACACAACAUUAAAAUGCAGCCUCGUUUCAGCAGGAACUCAAAUCAAAAACUUUUUGGGAGACGAAAACGUCAAGUCUUCACCAAGGCCAGACUGUCCUCUGUGCCUGGGCCAUCUGAUCGGCCUGUGUGUCUAUGUGGACCUUUGGUCUCAUCCAAAGAUGCUCUUUUUAAUUUUUUACUUAAGCUCUUAUUAUUUUAAUACUAAUGAUGAUGAUGAUGAUGCAGAAUUGGGAAUACAACAUUGCAAAACACCCCAGCUGCCAGACAACUGUGCGUCUAGGAGGUUGAAACUCCUGGAAAAAUACGAUUCAGCAAGCGAGAGCCGUUAAGCUUCGCUUUGUUCAUUUCCCGAAGGAAGGUGAAGAGGGGAUGGGGGUCUGUUUCAUGUUGGAAAGGAAGCAACAAUAGCAAGGGGGUGAUCAACACUCGCAACCAGCUGCCAGCAAGAGGGGGGAGGGCUCUUUCCAAAGAGGCCCCCAUCCUCCUGACUGUUGCUGCUCACAGGCUUGAAUUUAGAAUCAGAGGAACAUCUCUGGCCAGAAACAUGUUAUUUCCACCACUGCAUGGAAAGUACCUAAGGAUUAGGCCACACAAACACACUCAGCCCUCCCUGAAGUUUCUCCACUGAAAGUUCCUCCAAAGGCUCCUUUUGGUUUAAAAAAGAAAAGGUGGGAGAGAUACAGACAUGGUCAAGUGGUUUGGUUUAAACCUCACCCACACCUCUCCCUGACCUGUAUUUUGAUAACAACAUGGGAAGAGCCUGUUGGAUCAGAUUCCUGCAUUUCAGAGGGUGGGCUGGAUGACCCUCAGGGUCCCUUCCAACUCUACAAUUCUGUGAUUCUAUGAUAGUUCAAUCUUGCCUCGAGGAGUUCCAGAGAUGCUGAUUCCACCACCUACCUCAGCAGCCCAGCCCUGUUCCCUAAGCUGGUUUGAUUCUGAUGUGUUGUUGUUUAGUCGUGUCCGCCUCUUCGUGACCCCCUGGACCAGAGCAUGCCAGGCACUCCUGUCUUCCACUGCCUCCCGCAGUUUGGUCAAACUCAUGCUGGUAGCUUCGAGAACACUGUCCCACCAUCUCGUCCUCCGUCGUCCCCUUCUCCUUGUGCCCUCCAUCUUUCCCAAAAUCAGGGUCUUCUCCAGGGAGUCUUCUCUUCUCAUGAGGUGGCCAAAGUCUUGGAGCCUCAGCUUCAGGAUCUGUCCUUCCAGGGAGCACUCAGGGCUGGUUUCCUUCAGAAUGGAUAGGUUUGAUCUUCUUGCAGUCCAUGGGACUCUCAAGAGUCUCCUCCAGCACCAGAAUUCAAAAGCAUCCAUUCUUCGGCGAUCAGCCUUCUUUAUGGUCCAGCUCUCACUUCCAUACAUCGCUACUGGGAAAACCAUAGCUUUUGCUAUACGGACCUUUGUUGGCAAAGUGAUGUCUCUGCUUUUUAAGAUGCUGUCUAGGUUUGUCAUUGCUUUUCUCGCAAGAAGAUUCUAAUGUACAUCCCUAUAAUUUAGAGCCUGCUUCUGUAUUCACCGGAAUGUUAAGAAGAGGUUGCUGGAUGAGGCCAAUGGCCCAUCUCAUCCAGCCUCCUUUUCUCACAGUGACCAACCAGAUGUGUCUUCUGGGAAACCUGGAAGCAGGAUCCGAGCACCAGAGCAACUCUCCCCUCCUGAGAUUCAGAAGCAUCACUGCCUCUGACUGUGGAGACUGGGCAGAGCCAUUAAUUGUUGUUGUUGUUGUUGUUGUUGUUGUUGUUGUUGUUGUUGUUAUUCAUACCCCACCCUCCCUGGCCAGAGCCGGGCUCAGGGCGGCUAACACCAAUAAAAUCACAGUAAAAACAUAACAGGGGGAAAAACAACCAAUUUAAAAUACAGGUUAAAAUGCAAUUUAAAAUGCAGCCUUAUUUUAAAAGUAGCUGAUAAAUCAAGGCCAUAAGGGGAGGGAAACCUAAGGGUCAGACUGAGUCCAAACCAAAGGCCAGGUGGAACAGCUCUGUCUUGCAGGCCCUGCGGAAAAAUGUCAAGUCCCGCAGGGCCCUGGUCUCUUGGGACAGAGUGUUCCACCAGGUUGGGGCCAGUACUGAAAAGGCCCUGGCCCUAGUUGAGACCAAUCUAACCUCCUUAAGGCUAAGGACCUCCCAAGUGUUGUUAUUUGUGGACCUUAAGGUUCUCCGCGGGGCAGACCAGGAGAGGUGGUCCCGUAGGUACGAGGGUCCUAGGCUGCGUAGGGCUUUAAAGGUCAAAACCAGCACCAUUGUGGCUUAUAGCCCUCUCCUCUUCCCUGAAUUUGUCCAAUCCUCUUCCAAAGCCAUUGAAGUCGGCGGCCACCUUGGCCUCCUGUGGCAGUGAGUUCCACAGCUUCACACUGUGCUGCUUGAAGAAGCACUUUCCUUCUCCUUUGUCCUUGCAGAUCUCCAGCUAGAAACAUGGGACCUGGAAUGCGAGCGCAACAAUCGGGAGCACCGGACCUCCGAAAACGGCAACGAGCGGCUGAUCGUGCGCAGGGGGCAGCCAUUCACCAUCACCUUGCACUUUUCCGGGAGGGAGUACCAGGAAGGCGUGGACCAGCUCACGUUCCACGUUGAGACAGGUGAGUCCUCCUUGAUGCUCCUAACGCAUCCUAAUCCAUCGUGCUGACUUCUGGACUUGGCUGGACCACAACUCCCAGGGAGGCUGGGCUGGUGCGAGUUGGAGUCUGGAGGGCAACAGGUUGCUCAAAAUCAGUGGCAAGCAAGUAGACAGGUAGUGUUGCGUAGUGGUUAGGGUGCUGGACUGGGACCUGGGAGAGGUCAGGGUUCAAAUCCCUCCCCUCGCCAUGAAGCUCUUCCUGCGUGACCUGGGCCCAAUCACUGCCUCUCAGCCUAGCCUACCUCCUGGGUAAUAAAUUAAUAAAGCAAAUAAAUCUGGUUGGACUUUAGAUACCCAGUGGUGGUACUGUAGUUAAAGAGUUGGUCUGGGACCUGGGAGACCAGGGUUCGAAUCUCCUCUCUCUCAGCUUGACCUACCUCACAGGGUUGUUGUGGGGAUUAAACGAGGGUGGGGGAACCAUGUUUUCCGCUUUGAGCCCCGUGGGGGAAAUUAUGGGGUAUAAAUGCAAUAAAUAAAUACGGAUUAAGGCAGCGCUGUUCUUAAGGCGGAGGUUCAGCCCACUAAACUGAGCUGGACAUUUUACAAGAAUGUGAGAAUCCGUUCUCGACAUGCGGGCGCCACAGGUCUGGAUCUUGACCUCACCACACGCAUCCUGGUCCUCAGCCCUCUCUGGUGUAAGCAGGCAAGCCCUGCAUUGCUGGCUCGUGCCUGGGAACUGGGUCUGAAUGUUUUCCCCAGUCUCAAGGCUGCUUUUUAAUGUGACUCUGGCGAAAUGUCACUGGGGUGAAAUAGCUUUGAAUGCUGCAGCCAAAUGGGUGGAAGGGUGAAAUAACAGCCUCAAACUCAUAAGAAUACAGCUUGCAGUGGUGUCCAAACUUUUUUCAAAGAGGGCCAGAUUUGAUGAAGUGAAGGGCUGUGAGGGCCAGCCAGAGGGCCAACCAAAGUUGUUCAGCUUGUUUUAGGAUUGAAAUUGUUGAGUUGCUUUUUCUUAGGAUUGAAUCUACCAGGUUAUACCUACCAGUAGACCAGAUUAGGCCCCCAAAACGGAUUUUGGACAUGCCUUAAGGCUUAAGGGUUUUUCGCCCUUUAAAAACCUCAGUUUUUAGCCCUUUGAAAACCUCAGUUUAAAAACCUCCAGUGCAGAAGACUUCACUGCUUUCUGAGGCAGUUGUGUUAGCAUCUGCCUCUGCCCAGAGUGGCAACCCAGUCAGAUGGGCGGGGUGCAAAUAAUAAAAUUACUAUUAUGAUUAUUACUAAGUAAUUGUGCAAGGCCACUUUUGCUCCAUUCCAAUCCUGCCAACCCUUUUUCUUACUUUAAUCAAAAACCCGCCAACAACUUGGUUCCUCCUUUUUUCCUUUCUUCCUGAUUAUUUUUGCCAAAUUUCCCUUAUUGUUCUUCUGUGGACAAUGCAGCCAGGAAAGGAAAACAUGGCAGAGGACGGGUGACCUCAGGCUCCGUCCCUGGCCAGGGUCCUCUCUCUCGCUUUGUUGUUGGGCUCAGGAAACGCUGGCGGAAAAAAGGGAGUCAUCCUCCUGGAAUUUUGCAGCAGCAGCAGCUGGGCCCUGGAAGCCCAUUUUGUUUUGGCCGGUGACCUCAGAGGUGUUGCAAAAGCAAACAAGGGGGGAACUUUUGUGGAGGAAGCAGAAAUGGAAAGAGAGCAAAUGAUCCAGUUUGUGCAGCGAGAAUGGAGGGAAGCUGUGUGGGGAGCAGCUGGAGGAAGAGGCACCUUUAAGAUGAUGGACUGGACUUGAACUGGUUGGGAUGUUAGGAUUUGAAGGAGCUGAGUAUGUUUAGCCUGGAAAACAGAAGACUGAGAGGUGACACAAGAGCCAUCUUCAGAUAUCUGAUGGGCUGCCAUUUUCUCCUGCUCUGGAGGGGAGGACCUGAAUCAAUUAUCCAGGUUUGUUGUCGUUUAGUCGUUUAGUCAUGUCCAACUCUUUGUGACCCCAUGGACCAGAGCACGCCAGGCACUCCUGUCUUCCACUGCCUCCCACAGUUUGGUCAAACUCAUGUUAGUAGCUUCGAGAACACUGUCCCACCAUCUCGUCCUCCGUCGCCCUUUCUCCUUGUGCCCUCCAUCUUUCCCAACAUCAGGGUCUUUUCCAGGGAGUCUUCUCUUCUCAUGAGGUGGCCAAAGUCUUGGAGCCUCAGCUUCAGGAUCUGUCCUUCCAGUGAGCACUCAGAGGUGAUUUCCUUCAGAAUGGAGAGGUUUGAUCUUCUUGCAGUCCAUGGGACUCUCAAGAGUCUCCUCCAGCACCAGAAUUCAAAAGCAUCCAUUCUUCAGCCAUCAGCCUUCUUGAUGGUCCAGCUCUCACUUCCAUUCAUCACUACUGGGAAAACCAUACCUGGAACCAAUUAUCUGACCAAAUAUUAGGAAGAACUUUCUAGUGGUAUGAGCCAUUUGACAGUGGAACGGACUCCCUUGGAAGGUGACAGACUCUCCUUCCUUGGAGGUUUUUAAGCAGAGGUUGGGUGGCCAUCUGCCAGGGAUUCAUUGGCUGAGAUUCCUGCAUCACAGAGGGGGGUUGGGCUAGAUGACCCUGGAGGACCCUUCCAGCUCCCCAGUUCUGUGAUUCUAAGAGCCAGUAUUUCUCUAACUUCAUACCUUCCAGCUGUGCCUGUUCUUUUCCCAUGUGAGGGCUCUGUUACUGUUUCCUGGAGUUUGUCAAAGCAGAAGAGUCCUGCCAAAUAAUUAGCACAUGAAAUCCAGCCCCCAGCAUUCCUCUCUGAACAUGAUGCUUUCAGACGGGGAGAUGGCGAUUUGACAGUGCAAAGACGUCUUGCACCGUCUUUGUGUUAAGAACAUAAAAAGAUCCUGCUUGAUCAGAGCAAUAACGCAUCUAGUCCAGCAUCCUUUUUUCACAGUGGCUGACCAGAUGGGAAACUUGCAAGCAGGGUUUGAGCACAAGAACAACACUCUCCCCUCCUGAUGUUUCCAGCAUAGCCAUCCCAGCUAAUAGACAUCAAUAGGCCUCUCCUUCAGGGAUUUGGCCAAUUCUCUUUUAAGGCCAUCUAAACCUGCCUCCUGUGGCAGGGAGUUCCAUAGUUUAACUAUGAGCUGUGUGAAUAAUGAAUUUCUUUUAUCUGUCCUGAAUCUUCCAAUGUUCAGCUUCAUUGUAUGUCUUUGAGUUUUAUUGUUAGGAGAGAGGGGAGGGCCUCUCCCUGCUUGGCAGGGGGUUGGACUCGAUGGCCCUUGUGGUCUCUUCCAACUCUAUGAUUCUAUGAUUCUAUGAUUCUAUGAUCCUCUUGCAUCAAACCAUACCAGAUCCUGACAGAGCCAUGGGGUUCAUGAAAUACCCUGCGAUAAUGUCCAAGAACAAAACCAGUAGAAAAGCUGGACGUGUGUCGCCCUCACCCUUGCAGCAACUCUGCAGCAAAAGAGAAUUUGCUUCGGGGAUUAACAGUUUAGAUGAUUCCUUGCAGGGAUUAAUUGAAACAGGGGUCCUUCCAGACAGAUGUUGAAAGUGCAACUGAUGCUCCUCAUAAACACAAGCUUCUUUGCAGCAUCCCCAUGAAAUCAUGAACAUCAAAUGGCAACCAGUAUACUUCCCCCCCCCCAAUGGAUUAAGGUAAAGGUAAAGGGACCCCUGACCAUUAGGUCCAGUCGUGACUGACUCUGGGGUUGUGGCCCUCAUCUCGCUUUAUUGGCCGAGGGAGCCGGCGUACAGCUUCUGGGUCAUGUGGCCAGAAUGACUAAGCUGUUUCUGGCGAACCAGAGCGGCACACGAAAACGCCGUUUACCUUCCCACCGGAGCGGUACCUAUUGAUCUACUUCCACGAUGACGUGCUUUCGAACUGCUAGGUUGGCAGGAGGCAGGACUGAGCAACAGGAGCUCACCCCAUCACGGGGAUUCGAACCGCCGACCUUCUGAUCGGCAGUCCUAGACUCUGUGGUUUAACCCACAGCGCCACCUGUGUCCCUCCCCAAUGGAUUACCUGCUUGCAAAUUAAGCUCCCACCUGUGAUUCCUGCAUUGCAAGGGUUGGUUUAGAUGGCUCUUGGGUGUCCCUCCAAACGCUACAAUUCUAUGAUUCUAUAAAUGCUCCUAAUAAAUGCCUCUGGCUCCAUUCGUUCUCCCAGGGCAAAGCCUCCACAUGCCCUUUUGAGGCUGGGAUGGGAGAAGGAGGAGAGGGGAUGGAGGCUCCCCGAGGUCUCCGACCCCAUUUUAUCUCGCAGCCUCAGGCAGCCAGUGGUGAGUUGAAGAGGACAAGGGCAGGAAACAAAAGGAGGAAGCUCUCCCCUGGCUUGGCCUUUCCCACAGUUCUCUGUGUGGCUUGCAAGGAAGGAGGACUCCCACUUCGUCCUUCCCUUUUCCAGAUAAAACAAAGAAAGCAAAGCACCCAGAGCAGAGCUCGGGUCUCAACUUCUUCAGCCCCAGCUCCAGGGAUUAAUUCGCACACAGCACCGAGAGGUCACUGCCUGGUUUUGCUUAAGAGGUUAAGAACAUCGGACGAGCCCUGCAGGAUCCGACCAUAAUAAAGAAAUAAUAAAUAAAAUUUUAUUUAUAUCCCGCCCUCCCCAGCCGAAGCUGGGCUCAGAGCGGCUAACAGCAAUAAAAGUAACACAGCACUCUAAAAUCAAUUCAUUCUAAAAUCAAUUCAGAGUCAAAUUAAUGGCAACCAUUGGGCUAGAGUUCUGUGAGGAUUACAGGAGGGGGUCAGACUGUUCCUUGGCCAAAGGCCUGGUGGAACAGCUCUGUCUUGCAGGCCCUGCGGUAAGAUGUCAAGUCCCGCAGGGCCCUGGUCUCUGGUGACAGAGUAUUCCACCAAGUCGGGGCCACAGCCGAAAAAGCCCUGGCUCUGAUUGAGGCCAGCCUAAACUCCCUGUGGCCCAGGACCUCCAAGAUGUUUUUGUUUGAAGACCAUAAGGUCCUCCGUGAGACAUACCAGGAGAGGCGGUCCCGUAGGUAUGAGGGUCCUAGGCCGUGAAGGGCUUUAAAGGUUAAAACCAGCACCUUAAACCUGAUCCUGUACUCCACCGGGAGCCAGUGCAGUUGGUAAAGCACUGGAUCAAUAUGCUCCCGCAGCGAGGACCCUGUAAGGAGUCUCGCCGCGGCAUUCUGCACCUGCUGGAGUUUCUGGGUCAGUCUCAAGGGCAGCCCCGCAUAGAGCGAGUUACAAUAAUCAAGUCUGGAGGUGACUGUCACAUGGAUCUAGUCCACUAUCCUUUUCUCAUUGGGCCAACCAGUUGCCACAGUCAGAGGCAGCGAUGUUCCUGAAUCCCAGUUGCUGGAAAUUUCAGGAAGUGGAGAGUGUUGCUCUUGUGCUCGAAUCCUGGUUCGCCACAGGCAUCUGCAUGGCCACUGUGAGAACAGCAUGCUGGACUAGAUGGGAUGCUGGCCUGAUCCACCUUAUGUUCUUAUGAAUUAAGUAGAAAAUAGCUUCUCCUCCUGGGCUUUGCUUGUGCAGCCAGAGCCCUAGAACAAAGGCGCCCCUGGGCAUGCGCAAAAUGUGCUCCUUUUGACCUAUGAUAACAGAAAGGCUGUUUUUUUAUGAAGAGGGGCUACACUUGUGACUUGCUUGCAACAAGCCUCCCAGAUAUUAUCACAGCAGCAGGUGUGGGUUCAACUCAUCCACCCACGUUUCUUAGGGCAAUCCGUCCUGUGACAAGCAAAGCUGGGGCAAGGCAGGUGCCCUAAGAACGCAGCGUCCAGAGUUUUCCUCCAUUUCAGUUGGACCUCUGUAGGAGAACAUCUUGGUGGAUCAUACAGUCAUAGAGUUGGAAGAUACCUUUACUCCAACCUCUGCAGUGCAGGGAUCUCAGCUAAAGAAUCCAUGAGACAUGGCCACCCAACCUCUGCUUGAAAAUCUCCAAAGAAGGCAGGUCCACCACCUCCCGAGGGAAACCGUUCCACUGCCAAACAGCUCUUACGGUCAGAAAGUUCUUCCUAAUGUUGAGUCAGAAUCUCCUUUCUUGUAACUUGAAGCCAUUUGUUUGAGUCCUACCUUCCAGAGCAGCAUACGUAAAACAACCCUGCUCCAUCUUCCAUAUGAGAGCCCUUAAGAUAAUUGAAGAUGGCUAUUGUAUCUCCAGGCUAAACAUACCCAAUUCCCCCGACCGUUCCUCAUCAGGCUUGGUUUCCAGACCCUUGAUCAUCUCGGUCGCCCUCCUCUGCACACCUUCCAGCUUGUCAACCUCCUUCUCAAAUUGUGGCGCCCAAAACUGGACACUGUAUUCUAGGUGUAGUCUGACCCAGGCAGAAUAGGGUGGUCCUAUUAAAGGUAAAGGGACCCCUGACAGUUAAGUCCAGUUGUGGUUGACUUGGGGGUUGCGCCGCUCAUCUCGCUUUACUGGCCGAGGGAGCCAGCGUUUGUCCACAGACAGUUUUUCUGGGUCAUGUGGCCAGCAUGACUAAGCUGCUUCUGGCGAACCAGAGCAGCGCACGGAAACACCGUUUACCUUCCCGCCGGAGCGGUACCUAUUUAUCUACUUGCACUUUGACGUGCUUUUGAAUUGCUAGGUUGGCAGGAUCAGGGACCGAGCAACGGGAGCUCACCCCAUCGCGGGGAUUCGAACCACUGACCUUCUGAUCAGCAAGUCCUAGGCUCUGUGGUUUAACCCACAGUGCCACCCGCGUCCCUUCCUAUUAAAGGUAAAGGGUCCUAUUCCUGAAUCUCAUUUCUUGCCAUUGGAAUCCCUUGGAUUGGGUCCUGCCCUUCAGAGCAGGAGAAAACCAGCUUGCUCCAUCUUCCAUUGGGACAGUCCUUCAGAUAUUUGAAGAUGGCUCUCCUCUCACCUGACAGCCUUCUGCCCUGAACGACGAGGGCACCAGAGAAGACCCGACCCCAGGAUAAGGGACCUUUGUGCGAAAGAUGAGGCUCCAGCCCAUGCCCUGAUGUUUCGACCCACCCUUCCCAGAGCAAAGUGUACCAAUCUGGAUUUAUCCACCCAGGUGGUGAAAGGCCCUUUGUCUCUCCCCCAGGGCAGACCUCAGGUUCCAGGAAGUCUGGGCAGUGAGAGGCUGACACGAGGGCCUCCUCCACCUCGCUGUGCAAAGAGAAGGUCUUGUUGAUGAGCCACCGGGGGUGGGAUGGUCUGGUCUGUUGUGAGGCCACAGGGAUGUUUCCGAUGGAGAAGGGCCUUGCUUUCCCCCACCCUGUAAUUCUCUGCAUUUGUCCGAGGGAGGAAGAACACAGUGAGCUUGUUUGGGAAGAAGGCGGAGGAGAAACAGCUACUCCUGUUCCCCGGGGGGCUGAGUAAUGGCUCCGGCGACUCAAGGAAGCCGUAGCCUAGCCUUGUUCUCACGCUCAAGUGUCCCAGCAGGAUCACACACACACACCGCCCUGCUCCAAGGAGAGAGGUCAAGCAGACUGCACACACCAUUGUGAGCUCAUGUGUAUUUUCGCACACAGACUCCAACUCCGUCCACAACUAGGGUGGGGGUGAGGAGCAGCGCAGGAGACCAGGACUUCACUGGAGGCUUUUCAGCAGAGGCUGGACGUCCGUCUGUUGGGGAUUCUUGAACUGGGAGUCCUGCAAUGCAAGGGGGUUGGACUAGAUGACCCUCAGGGUCCCUCCCAACCCCCUUGCCGUUCUAUGAUCCACUGACCUCAUAAGGUGGUGGACUCUCCUUCCUGGGAGGUGUUUAAGCAGAGGUUGGGUGGCCGGCUGUCAGGGAUUCCCUGGCUGCCAUUCCUGCUUUGUGGUGGGUGGGUCUAGAGGACCUUCGGGUGCCCCUUCCAAUUCUGCCAUUCUAUGAUCUUUCAUAUGAAGCUACAAUGUCCCUCAGCUCCCAGGAUGCCCAGAGCUAGAGGGAACAUUUGCACAAGGGGGCACCUGUCCAAAGUCCGUUUGGGGGGCCCGGCAGUUGAUUUAAUCUGGCCCCAUAGUAGUAUAUGUCCGGGGUAAAAUCCUAAAUAAACAACCUUGGGGUCAAAUCCUUUAAAAAGCCCAACAACUUAGAGGUAAAAUUCUGAAAAAAGCUCAACAACUUCAGCAGCUUUGGUCGGCCCUCAUGCAUGUUCACAUCAUCACAUCUGGCCCUCUUUGACCCAGAUCUGGCCCUCUGGCCCAACCUUUGCCAACCUGGUGCCCUCAAGAUCUUUUGGACGAGGGCUCACACUGGCUGGAGCUGAUGGGAGCUGUAGCACCUGAGUGGCACCUGAGCAAAGGGGUGUCAGGAGGUAGGAACAGAAGACCUGGGGCCCAUCAGGAAAUGCCAGGGCCACCCCUAAGAGUGCCUCUGCUCCAAGGCCCUUCUGUGGCACAAACUGCCCAAAAUUCCUGCAUUGCAGGGGGUUGGACUAGAUGUCCCUUGAGGGUCCCUCCCUUCAACCCUGCAGUUCUCAGAUUCUGAGUUUAGCAGACAGUCAGGAGCGGAAGUCUGUGACCAGCCCUGGCACUCUGUGAAAGCUGUGAAUCAUCGUGGGCAGACGGGCGGGGAGGGCAGGCGUGAAGCAUGAGUCUGCAGUUCACCCCUUGCCGAACCCUCCUCCGUGUCGGGUGGAGCCUCGGAAGAGGGCAGAGCCUCUUUUUGCAAGGCUCCCUGUCGCUUGUGGGCUGCGCCUGGACAGAAGCAAAAGGGAGCUCUGUCUUCGGGGCAUCUUGCCUUCUGACCACUGGCCAGUGGAAGUUUACAGCCAUCCCUCAAAACAACCUGGCUAUUUAAGGGCAGCCAGUGCAGGGGGUGGGUCACCCCCAAGGGCUUGUUUCAACCACAGCACAAUCAUGGCACGCGGAAUGUUGCAGCGCGGUUGCUGACAGGGGAGUGCUAUAGAUGGGUGGAUUAUUAUUAUUAUUAUUAUUAUUAUUAUUAUUAGCCCCCAUCAGCAUAUAACUCCUGUGCUCAGAAAUCUGCACCAGUUGCUGAUUUUGCUCCCAAGUCAAGUUCAAGAAGUUACUGUUCACAUAUAAAUUGUGGGAACUAGGAUUUCAGCUCUGAAAAACAUCACAUUUCCUGUGAUAAUUUCUGAAAGUUAAUAAAGGUUAGUUUAUUUAGCAAUUGUAUUUAAUUUCAGAGCUUAUGUGAAAGCUAGAGACCGGGCAGUUUAACCCUUUUGUUUGUUCCCUUUCCCCUCACAAAAAAUACGAAAGACACUCUUUUAAAGAUUAAAUAAUAACUUUUCCUCACGGUGUCCUUGCACUUGUUAGAUUAAAUGCAUAUGGACAAGGCAGGCAGGUCUUACUUAGGUUAGUAAUGCACUGCAGAGAUUUAUCACUGAGGCUAAAACUCCAACAGACUCUCACUAAUUCAGAGGCAGGCAGCAGCAAAACAGAACAAACCGACUGAUCAGCUGCUCUAGCAACACAAAAAAGGCUAUAAUUAACUGCCAUAACUGUGCCAACUUAUGCAACCGCCUUGGGCACAAGGUAUAGGAUUGUCACAAGGUUCUUUCUUAAAACGCUGCAGUCCUUGUGAGUCAACCUUUGACUUUGGAAGCUCCUAUCCCGUACAAUCCUAUCCCUUCGCAAUUUGGGACCAGUUUACCCUUCCCCAUAUGCACCUAUCUGACCUCUUCAAACUGUUGCAGCUGCACAUAAUAAUAAUAAUAAUAAUAAUAAUAAUAAUAAUAAUGUAUUAUUUAUACCCCGCCCAUCUGGCUGAGUUUCCCCAGCCACUCUGGGCGGCUUCCAACAGAAUAUUAAAAUACAAAACCUUAACAUUAAAAGCUUCCCUAAACAAGGCUGCCUUGAGAUGUCUUCUAAAAGUCUGGUCGUUUUUCUUCUCUUUGAAAUCUGGUGGGAGGGCGUUCCACAGGGCGGGUGCCACCACCAUGAAGGCCCUCUGCCUUGUUUCCUGUAACUUGGCUUCUCGCAGCAAGGGAACCGCCAGAAGGCCCUCGGCGCUGGACCUCAGUGUCCGGGCAGAAUGAUGGGGGUGGAGACGCUCCUUCAGGUAUACAGGACCGAGGCCGUUUAGGGCUUUAAAGGUCAGCACCAACACUUUGAAUUGUGCUCAGAAACGUACUGGGAGACAAUGCAGAUCUCUCAGGACCGGUUUUAUGUGGUCUCGGCGGCCACUCCCAGUCACCAGUCUAGCUGCCGCAUUCUGGAUUAAUUGCAGUUUCCGGGUCACCUUCAAAGGUAGCCCCACAUAGAGUGCAUUGCAGUACUCCAAACGGGAGAUAACCAGAGCAUGCACCACUCUGGCGAGGCAGUCCGCCGGCAGGUAGGGUCUUUUUUUUUUUUUUAAUAAUUUUUAUUAAAAUUUUAAACAAACAAAAAAAGAAAAACAACACACACAAAAAACAAUACAAAACUUAACAAUAAAAACACAAAACAUAGCAAUUAAAAACAAACUCUCUUUUCCAUUUCCAAUUUUAAAUUACUUAUUUUCUGGACUUCCUCAUACCUCCCUCUUUUGUAUUCCAAUCUACCUUGUUUGUCCAGCAGUUUCUUUUCCACUUCUUUAAUCCCAAUCUUUAAUUUAAUAAAACGUUAAGAUAUAUAACUUCAACUUUUUUAAACCUAAUCCUUGAUCUUAAUGUCAUACAACUUUAAUUUUUUCCCUUUUAUUAUCAAAUUUCCAUUUCUUUAAACAUCUUUAAUCUUGAUCUUUAAUCUUAAUCUAUCCUUAACUUUAACCUGUACAGCUGGAAACCACUUGUUUUCUGUCCAACAUCACUCUAACAUUCCUUAAUUUUGCAGUGUUUCUGAAGAUAGUCUUUGAAUUUCUUCCAGUCUUCCUCCAUCGACUCUUCUCCCUGGUCACGGAUUCUACCAGUCAUUUCCGCCAAUUCCAUAUAGUCCAUAAAUUUCAUCUGCCAUUCCUCCAGCGUGGGAAGUUCUUGUGUCUUCCAAUACUUUGCGAUAAGUAUUCUUGCUGCUGUUGUUGCAUACAUAAAGAAAGUUCUAUCCUUUUUAAACACCAUUUGGCCUACUAUGCCCAGGAGGAAGGCUUCUGGUUUCUUAGGGAAGGUAUACUUAAAUACCUUUUUUAAUUCAUUAUAUAUCAUUUCCCAGAAAGCCUUAAUCUUUGGGCACGUCCACCAAAGGUGAAAAAAUGUACCUUCAGUUUCUUUACAUUUCUGCCGGCAGGUAGGAUCUUAGCCUGUGUACCAGGUGGAGCUGGUAAACAGCUGCCCUGGACACAGAAUUAAUUUGCGCUCCAUGGACAGCUGUGAGUCCAGAAUGACUCCCAGGCUGCGCACCUGUUCCCUCAGGGGCACAGUGACCCCAUUCAGGACCAGGGAGUCCCGUUCCACAUUUGCAAGGAACUGAUAUUUUAGUGAGGCAGCCCCUCUUGACAUCUGUCAGGUACCUUCACUGUCCGCUUUCCAGCAUCUGCUGAAAACAUGCUUGCUUAGAUAAGCCUAUCCAGAUGUUUAGGAAGUUAGUGCAAGUUUUAAUCUGCUCUUAGUCAAUUGUUCUUUUAACUUUUUGCAUGCCUCGAAUUACUGUCCAUUUUUCUUAGCCAUCUUUUAACUUUUCGCAAACUAAUGUGAGGCGUGUGGUUUUUUUUUGCAAUCCCAGCGGCUUAUACCUUUUAUAAAUCGCGUGGGAUAAUAAAUGCCUCGCUGCCUUGAAAACGUGGACGCUGCCGGUUAUGGGACACAGGGCUCCCACGUUGCAUAAAAGGCGUCUGUCUGGAGGUUUUCAUCCUUGUCUGAAUUUCACCUUGUUAACUUGUGCUGGGGAGGAAGAGAUGGCGAGGGAAUCGCCUUACAUGGCAAGAUGCUCCCUUGCUCGUUCUCAGAUUUAUGGGCUUGUGGGAUUGCCGGAGCAAAACCGCCGGCGGGGUGAGGCCACCCGAAAUGUGUGCAUUGGUUCAGGAGUCUAUUUAUUGACACGGAAUGAUGAGGGACGGGGCUGGUGCACAAAGCCCAGCUUUGAUAAAUCUGCUCCGCCAAGGACGCCUCUCCUUUGCUGGCCUCGUCCAGUCCUGCAUCAGCCCAUGAUCCUGUUGUCUCUUAGCAGUGGAACAGCUUGCAACCUCGGUGGCUGGGGGCAUGAUCCUGUGACCCGCAGGAGACGCAGCUCAGGUAGCCUCAUCAGUCAUCAGGAAAACCUCCUCCUUCCCAAACAGCCACACCCUGGAAAAAAGGCUGGAAAUAAACGCUCUCCCAUAAAGACUCUUCAAAGGAACAAACCUCGCAGCCCAUCUUGAGACAUGGUCUGUCUGUCAAGGUUUUUGCCUUUUGCGGGCACAUGCACUGAACCCUGUCUGUGGUGCCUACCUCAUUAUCCCAAAUGAUGAGACAAGAGACCAGAGUAUGGGUUCAAAUUGGCCACAACUUUAUUGAGCUUCAGAAGUGGGGAACUUGGCACAGGCCUUGGCAGGUAACCCUCUCAGCCCGCCUGGCUGAGGAUAUGCAGGCAGAUGAGAUCCAGUGAGAGGGGACUGCAAAGCGCAAACUUACACAGCAUGCCCUUCCACCGACCUCGUCCCGGGAGUUUGACCUACAUGCCGCCACUCUAGGGCCAGGGACUCCCGGUUUUGGCCCUUUAAGGGGCCCUGCAAGCGCCGCCACAUGGGGAGGGAGCAUGAAUGCAUCCCCCCCAACUUGAUGUUAGACUAAAGGCUACCUUGCCAAGGCCUAAAAACCGCUGCCAAGUCCCACAACCAAGGACCAAUCAAACCCUGCAACCUAUACUGUCCCCAAGGUCUUGUUGCAAGUCGUGGAGCCAGAAGUCAUUACCCCGUGGGGUCAGGUGCACCCCAUCCCCCCGGAAUAGGUCAACGCUAUCUGCUGUGAUGGUGGGAUGUGGGAUAGAGAACCCAUCCAAUUUGCCGCAUGGUGUUGCGCAUGGCUCUGUUAAUUUUACUCACUGCAUAAUUAAUGCGAGAGGGAUUGAUCCUGGAAGGAAGAACAGCAAAAGAGGCUUGAGCCAAAGGGUCAGCCUCUUUUCUUUUGGCCUUCGGCCCACCCCCUGCCGGCCAUCCAUUGUCCUCCCUGGCAGAGGGUGAGUCAAAGGCCAGCUCAAGCAGGUGGGUGGCACCCGCCCAGGUGAGCCCCGCUCGGUGCCGCAAACCCCGCCCACCUGUGGGGAAGGGAGGGCGGAUAUUACUCCACUGGCCCCUGAAUUUGGCUUUUUCCUCCCACCUGUGAAGCCAGCAGGGCUCUUUUCUCUGGGGCUUUUCGACCCCACAGGCUUCAACUGGUCCAACCCCUCUUUCCAGGGAAACGUGGGAACUAUAGUUCCGUGAGGUGGAUCUGAGUCUCCAAAUAACUCCCACCACCCUUGGCAAACUACCAUCUUACCGUCAGAAAGUAGUUUCCGGGGUUUAGUUGGAAUCUCCUUUCACAAAAUCAUAGAACUGUAGAAUGGUCGACUUGGACAGGGACCUCCAAGAGUCAUCUAGUCCAACCCCUUGGCAAACUACAGUUUCCAUGAUUCUUUGGGGGGGACCCUAUCUGUUAAAAGUGGCAUAAAACUGCUAUAAAUGUACCAUGUGGGAGAGGUUCUGCUUCCUUUGGGUCUGAUGGCUGAUGGCUUUUAAACUGGGAGUGGCUAAGGUCGUCCGUUUCACAGCUGAGCAGCUCUUUCCAUCAGAAAGUUGUUUCCGGUGUUUAAUUGGAAUCUCUUUCACAAAAUCAUAGAACUGUAGGAUGGUCGAUUUGAAAGGGACCCCCAGGAGUCAUCUAGAAUCAAUUUGAUUCCCUCCCCCUCUUCUUUUUUCCUUUCUCCUUCUGUGAUGGAACUCCUGUUUGGGGACUUCCCUGGCUUUUUUCUGGCCCGUGUAGGACCAGUCUGGAAAGUUAGCCUUGGUGAAGACUUGACGUUUUCAUCCCCCCAAAAGUUUUUGAUUUGAGUUUCAAUUGAAAAGAGGCUUCAUUUUAAUAUUUUAAUGUUUUAAUGUAUUUUAAUCUUGUUUUUAAGUUGUAUUUCAAUCAAUUUGUUUUUAUAUCGGGUGUUAGCCGCCCUGAGCCCGGUCUUGGCUGGGGAGGGCGGGGUAUAAAUAAAAUGUAUUAUUAUUAGUUAUUAUUAUUAGUCCAGCCCCCUGCAAUGCAGGAAUCUCAGCUCAAGCAUCCCUGACAGAUGGCCAUCCAACCUCUGCUUAAAAUCGCCCAAGGAAGGAGCGUCCGUUCCACUGCAAAGCGGCUUUUGCUGUCUGGCUGCUGCGUUCUGCACCGUAUCCCUAGUUCAUGCGCAGAGAGCUCUGACCACCAGCCUGUUUUGCUUCCUCCUCCUGCAGGGCCCUGCCCCAUCGAGACAUCGGGGACCAGAUCUCUCUUUCCCCUUUCCUGCUCCCUGGAAGAGGCUGUCUGGAGCUCAGCCGUGGAAUGCCAGGAGGGGACCUCUCUUACUCUCUCCAUCUCCUCCCCUCCUGACGCCCGCAUCGGCCGCUACCGCCUGACCAUGGACGCUGCCACUGACCAUCAGGGCUCCAGCUUCAGCCUGGGCGAAUUUGUCCUGCUCUUCAACCCUUGGUGCCCCGGUAAGUGAUUGCAAGCCUUGGCAGGAGCCUGUAUCAUCACGGGAGCAUCUGGAUCAGUGCUCACCAACCUUCCGCCCUCCAGAUGUUUUAGACUACAGCUCCCAUUGACCUUGGCCAGCACCGUCGCGCUGAUGCUGCCGCCCCAAACAUCUGGAGAAGCACACGAGGUUGGCAAAGACCAGGUUGCAGUGACCAGCAAUGGACUUUUGCAGUCCUGCCUGGAAUUGCUGGGGAUUGAAGCUCCAACCUUCUAGCCAUGGACGGAGUGGUAUUAGAGCGUGUGCUCUGUGUGCAGAAGGUUCCCAGUUCCAGUCUGUAGGAACUCGAGUUUAAAGGGAUCUCAGGCCGAAGGGCUGCAGAUGCCUCGGACAGUUAGAAGGCGGCAGACCCGUUUGGAAGGAUGCUGGCUUGGAGAGAGUUAGACCAUUGGUCUAUCGACUUCAGUACUGUCUACACGGGCAGGCAGCAUCUCCUGCUCCCCCACUGCCUCCUCCCCUAGACAAGGCUUUAUGUUUCUAGUGCAGGGAGACCACAUUCCCCAGCAAACUGCGCUGAAAGCGUUACAGUUCCUCCCCUUAUUAUCGCAGUCUUGCAUGGCCUGACCUGGGCGGCAACACUGCUGGCGACGCUUUGCAUUUCUGUCGCGUCUUUUCAGUAUCCCAUAUGAUGCUGCCAAUGAGUGUUAUCUUACUACCUUUGUCUGUGUCAGUGUUCAAAGGUUGUAAUGUACCCACGGGGUUUGGAUGCUAAAGUGGAACAGACACACAGAGCAGAGCAAAAUGGAGGAUUAUUUUAGAUUCCAACUAUGUUUGUUCUGGGUAUAAGCUUUCGUGUGCAAAUCUGAAGGUAUCCGAAGUGUGCAUGCACACGAAAACCUAUACCCAGAACAAAUGUAGUUGGUCUCUAAGGUGCUACUGGACAAUUUUUUUAUUUAUUUUGACUGUGUUAGACCAACUGGGCUGCCUACCUGAAUUUAGAUUCCGUUUACUUGAAGGAGCAGCUGGAGCAAUCUGCAAUGUUUGCUCCAAGAUUCUUUGCCGUGUUGCUGGGGCUCUGCUCCCGGGUCAUCCCACUGUCCUUGAUGACAUCAGAAGGGAUCUGCUUUCUCAGUUUCUAGGCUUUCCCAGAGAUAGUGCAAUGCAGUGGUUAGAGUGUUCGCCUAGGACCAAAUCUCUCCCCCCAGCCAUGAAGCUCACUGUGUGACCUUGGGCCAGUGCUUGCUUCUCACUCUAACCUACCUCACAGGGUUGUUGUGGGGCUUAAAUGAAGGCUAGAAUCACGUAUGUGGGUGGCGCUGUGGUCUAAACCACUGAGCCUCUUGGGCUUGCCGGAAAGAGGCUCGGCAGUUCGAAUCCCCGCCACGGGGUGAGCUCUCAUUGCUCGGUCCCUGCUCCUACCAACCUAGCAGUUCCAAAGCACACCAGUGCAAGUAGAUAAAUAGGUACUUCUGUGGCAGGAAGGUAAACAGUGUUUCCAUGUGCUCUCAUGGUGUCCCAUUGCGCCAGAUGCGGUUUAGUCCUGCUGGCCACAUGACCUGGAAAACUUUAUGUGGACAAAUGCUGGCUCCCUUGGCCUGAAAGCGAGAUGCAACCCCGUAGUCGCCUUUGACUGGACUUUCCCCCCCAGGGGUCCUUUACCUUUACCUUUUACCUGGGAGGAAAAAUUGGGCUAUAAACAUUCUAGGUAAAGAUAAAGGGACCCCUGACAGUUAAGUCCAGUCAUGGACGACUCUGGGGUUGCGGCGCUCAUCUCGCUUUAUUGGCCGAGGGAGCCGGCGUACAGCUUCCGGGUCAAGUGGCCAGCAGGACUAAGCCGCUUCUGGAGAACCAGAGCAGCGCACGGAAACGCCGUUUGCCUUCCCGCCGGAGCGGUACCUAUUUACUUGCACUUGGACGUGCUUUCAAACUGCUAGGUUGGCAGGAGCAGGGACCGAGCAACGGGAGCUCACCCCGUCACGGGGAUUCGAACCGCCAACCUGCUGAUCGGCAAGCCCUAGGCUCUGUGGUUUAGACCACAUUCUAGUCCUCAUUAAUCCCCACAACAGCCCUGUGAGGUAGGUUUAAGCUGCGAGGCAGUGACUGGCCUCCAAGGACACACAAUGAACGUUCAUGGCCGAGUGGGGAUUCGAACCCAGGUCACCCCGGUCCUAGACUAACGCUCUAACCACUACACCACACGGCCUCUCCCCCAUCCCUCUCCUCCGAGGCCUUUUCCGCCUUCCUCUUCUGACGGCAUCUUUUCCCCGCAGCGGACUCUGUCUUCCUGGAGAGCGAAGAGCAGCGUGUGGAAUACGUGUUGACCCAGCAUGGCCAGAUCUACCAGGGAUCCAAGGAUUACAUCUACUCGAUCCCAUGGAACUUUGGCCAGGUGAGUUGCUUCCUUGCCCUCUGCUGCCCUUUUGCGAAGCACGUGGGGAGCAGGAAGAGGGGCACUUGGUUGAAAACAGGCACUCCAGGAGUGUAAAUGGCACCACACCAUCAGAUACCUGAGCAGAGAACUUGCCUGUCUAUCGUCCUCUUAGAGAAUGUUCCACAAAAUAGAAGAGAGGCAAUAUGAGGAGCUUCUGGCAUAUUCCCCCUGGGAUGGAGAGAGAGAGCGCGCGCGCAAAAGGCUGAAAUUCCUCAGCAAGCUUUGGAAAACAAGGACACAGAGGAGACUGAAGUGGAUCAAAACAUUUUCACAACACUCUGCAGCUCUUCAGGCAAUGCUUUUCAAAACAGCUCUGUCUUCUCCCCAAAGGGCUCCGUCCUCUGAUGCCCUAUGCCAGAAGUGCUUCCAUCAUUCAUCCAUCUGUCUUUGCACCCACUCAUAGAUUACUUCGGCUCCUGUCAUGCUGUCCACUUGCACAGAAAUAAUCCAAUUCCCCCCAGAACCCGAAGUUUCCAAAGGCUUUGGGUGGAUGACAGUAGAUUUAAAAGCAUAUGGGGUGAGUUUUUAAAAAUGUAACCCUUACAAAGGUUUAGAGAGGAGAGCGUGGAAAGGGACCUGCCAGAAUGAUUUUGUUUCCUUUCGGAGAGACAGGACAGAUGAGAGAAUGUGCUUCUUCGCAAAGCACCCGGUCAAACCGCCACAAGUUCCAGUGAUGGCUGCCAACUCUGAAGGGUUUAAGUGGGGGUUAGAUAAAUUCAUGGUGGAUGUAGCUGUCUUUGGCUAUAAAUAUACCAAGAAAAAAAGCACACCAAGAACUCUGGCCAAUAUAAGUUUCAAAAGUGGGAGUGGUCCCUACUUGCAAAUCAAUAGUAAAUUGUAGCGAUGAUUCCAGCUGAUGAAGAUGAAUACGUCGAAACAGGGCCCUGUCCCAGUUUCUGAUUCAUAACUGACUUCUGACUUCUGCUCAAUGAUUGAAACUAAGAUCUUCACGUCAAAUCUUACUGUGGACUAACAUGAACUUAUCUCUACUCAUAAACUCUUAUCUUUAAUACUGUAACAAAUUAUUGUGUUAUACAUAUCCUUAUGAGUUUGAGUUUGUAAUCUCUGUUUGAGUUUGUAAUCCUUUACAGAAUACAUACUUUUGAAUGGAUUAGUUUUUGUUACAAUUGACUAUUGAUUUGCGAGUAGGGACCACUCCCACUAUUGAAACUUAUAUUGGCCUGAGUUCUUGGUGUGCUUUUUUCUUGGUAUAUUUAAUAACAAGAAUGCCAACUUAUUUGGCUAUAAAUCACAAUGUUCUACCUCCGGCGUCAGAGGCAGUGUGGGGAUUGCAGACGGACAGAAUUCUUGCACCCCGGUCUUGAUAGCGGGCAUCCUGUGGGCAUUUUGUUGUCUGCUGGGAGAACAGAGUGUUUGACCAAAUGGCCUGAUCCAGCAGCAAAGCUCUUCUUAUGUGCAGGCAGUUUAAACAGAACACUCCGAGUUAUAUGCUGUUAUUUGAUCAUUUUGAUGCCUAUGGGAAAACCGCAGGCCGGAUCCAGGCACGAGAUUCCUCUCCUCUCCUGCAGCUUCCAGCAACUGGUAUUCAGAAGCAUUGCUUCCUUUGACCGUGGAAGCAGAGCAGAGCCAUCCUGGCUAGGAGCCAUCAGUUGUCUCCUCCUCCUCCAUGAAUUUGUCUAAGUCUUCUUUUAAAGCCAUCUAGGUUGGUGGUCAUGACUGCCUCCUGCAGCAGUGAGUUCCAUAGUUUAACACUAGGCUGCAUGAAGAAGGACUUCAUUUUAUCUGAUGCCAAUGGUCUUUUAAAUAUCACGGUCCUGUAUACCUGAAGCAGUAUCUCCACCCCCAUAAUUUAGCCCAGACAGUGAGGGCCUUCUGGCGGUUCCCUCACUGCGAGAAGCCAAGUUACAGGGAACCGGGCAGAGGGCCUUCUCGGUGGUGGUGCCCGCCCUGUGGAACACCCUCCCACCAGACGUCAAAGAGAAAAACAAUGAACAGACUUUUAGAAGACAUCUAAAGGCAUCCCUGUUUAGGGAGCUUUUAAUGUUUAAUAGGUUAUUGUAUUUUAGUGUUUUGUUGGAAGCUGCCCAGAGUGGCUGGGGAAACCCAGCCAGGUGGGCGGGGUAUAAAUAAUAAUAAUAAUAAUUAAUGUUUUGUUUAUUACGGUAUUUUAAUAUUUUGUUGGAAGCCGCCCAGAGUGGCUGGGGAAGCCCAGCCAGAUGGGCGGGGUAUAAAUAAUAAAUUAUAAUAUUAUUAUUAUUAUCACAGAAAUUCAUCUCAAAUGGGUGAAACCCAACAAGCUGAAACAUACAUACUGAGGACCUUUCUGGGCCAAUGAAACAAUCCCACACAUUUCUGGAUGUGAAAUUGCUGACUCCAGAACUUGCAGGAACCAAGAGAUAGAGAUAGAGAGAGAGAGAGAGAGAGAGAGAGAGAGAGAAGGGGAGAGAGGCUAUAGAUCAUUGAACCCAGUCAGGGUCAGGGGAAAUUCUGCAUAGCUUGCAUAGCAUUGCACACUGGAGUCCAGGUUUUGUAUCCGUUAGCAGGAGCAACAUGACCCACAUGAAAUUCUGUGCAUGCAGAGUCAUAAAAGAUGGGCAUCCCUUGGGUAUGUGCAAAUCUGGAGAUGGUGUCCCCAAAUGUUUGGUUUGGACUGUGGGAGGCAGGGCUGUCCAGCAACAGAGCUGCGUUGCUAAGGGGAAGCUGGUGGCCAUCUAGAUCAGGGGUCAGCAAACUUUUUCAGCUGAGGGCCGGUUCACUGUCCCUCAGACCUUGUGGGGGUCCGGACUAUAUUUUGAAAAAGAAAAAAAGAAUGAAUGAAUUCCUAUGCCCCACAAAUAACCCAGAGAUGCAUUUUAAAUAAAAGCACACCUUCUACUCAUGUAAAAACACCAGGCAGGCCCCACAAAUAACCCAGAGGUGCCUUUUAAAUAAAAGCGCACAUUUUACUCAUGUAAAAAUACACUGAUUCCUGGACCGUCUGCGGGCCGGAUUUAGAAGGCUAUUGGGCCAGAUCCGGCCCCCAGGCCUUAGUUUGCCUACCUAUGAUCUAGAUCAGUGGUUCUCAACCUGCGGGUCGCCAGAUGUUGUUGGACCGCAACUCCCAUCAUCCCUACCUAGCAAGGCCAGAGCUCAGGGGUGAUGGGAGUUGUAGUCCAACAACAUCUGGGGACCCACAGGUUGAGAACCGCUGAUCUAGAUAGUCUGGCUCUACCAUUAAGCAGUUGCCUCAGGCGGCAGUUGCUGCAGAGUGGGCAGGAACAGGGAGGUAUUUGAGCAUAUUUCACAGGGCCAGCUCUAACCUAGCCAGUGUCUCUUGGACGUAGCAAAGGAUGCUGCCCACUUGACAGCGUUGAAAUAAGAUGCAUCUGACCAUCUGGUGGGCUUUGACCAUGGGAUAGGGAGAGAGGGAAUAUCUUGUCCUUUGCCUCAGGCAGCAAAAUGUCUUGGGCAAGUCCUAUUCUCCAGCCCUGAGGUAAUAAUGCAGGAUACCAUCCAUCUCCAGAUUCAAGCACAUGAUAAGGCGAGAACAGAAGGUCCUCAGCCAGAAACAGCCAUGUUGCAGGCACUUUUCGAGCCAAUCUAAUGCCUUCCAGAUGUUUUAUGCUACAACUCCCAUCAGUGCUGGCUAGAGAGCACCACGUUGGCAAAGGCUAUUUUAGAGGAUAGGAUGGCAAGUUAAACCAAGAUCUCAGAGUCCUGAUGAUCCUCACAGGGACAUGUCACCUUGGGCAAAGCUGUACCCCACAGCCUCAGUUCCUCCGUUUGUGAAAUGGAGCCAAAGAUAACACACUUUGCACUAGCUUUUUGGGUUCCAGGUUGUUGUAUUUGCUUCGGACGUGCGCCAGAAGCCGACAGGAACAAGUGCAAACAUCUGACUGUACAAAACGUUCAUCAUCACAUCACCCAGUCCAGCAUUCCUGGAGCUCUCCAGUACAAACAGGAAGCAAAUGCAGAUAUUUAAAGAGAAUAAAAACAGAUCAAAUCCAUAUACAGCAAGCCUGCACAUGAGGAGAAAUCGGAUAGUCUGAAACUGAUCCGGAUGACAGCCAAGGACAUGAAAGGGAGGAAAACACCACAGCGUUGGGGCGAGAUCUGCCUGGGGAAUCAGCAGUGUGCUGGGCAAUUCAAUGGCUGUCAGGCUUGAUCCAAAAGUCUCCUUUUGGGUAUGGUGGCCCCAUAGCCACACAAACAAUUUCACAGAGCAAGGCAAGGGCAGGUGCUGAACAUGGCUCCCUCUGCCCCAGAUGCCCAAUGGGAAACCCACAACCAGGAAUCGAGCACCAGAACAACUCCUGUGGCUUCCAGCACCUGGUAUUCAUGCGCAUUGCUGACUCCGAAGGCAGACCGUAACUCUCCGGGUCCUCUCCUGCAUGAAUUUGCCUAACUCUGGAGGGCAGCAGGUUGGGACUGUUCAUUGAGUCAAACUGUGCUUUGGCUCACAGCUGCCCCCUCCCCUCCUUUCGCCUUUCUAUGGGGCCAGAACAGGGGGGAAGCUGUUCCCUGGAGUUCUCCGUUCUUAUCUGAGGCUUCAGCGAGCAUCUAAUCUCUGCUGCACAAACAGGCCAGAGGCAUCCUGGCUGGCUGUCAGCCUGCCCAACUCCUCUUCCUGGACGGCGAGAUAAAAACCGCUUCUGACGCCUCCAGACGAGGCAGCCAGUUGUUGCUCUCCGAUGCCUGAGAAAGUCCUUCAAAGUGGCAUCCACUGCCACUCUCGGUGCCAGACUCUCUUGCCCUCCUUGGGCUCUGCAGCCGUGAAUAAAAUGUGCAUCAAGCUCUGCCAAAGACCUGGUCGUUGCGGCUUUGAGAAAUGGGACCCCACUGAAGGAUUUUCUCCAGGAGGCUCCUAGCCGGGAGGGCUCUACUCUGCCUCCACAGUCAGAAGCAGAGGUGCUUCUGAAUCCCAGUUGCUGGAAACUGCAGGAGUGGAGAGGGGUCCUGUGUUCGAAUCCUGAUUGUGUAUUUCCCAAUAGAGGCAUCUGAUCUGGUUGGCCACAGUGAGAACAGAAUGCUGGAUGGAAAGAGCUGUUGAAUACCUUCCAACAUUUCUCCAAUGAAAAUUGUUGUUGUUUAGACGUUUAGUCGUGUCCGCCUCUUCGUGAUCCCCUGGACCAGAGCACGCCAGGCCCUCCUGUCUUCCACUGCCUCCCGCAGUUUAGUCAAACUCAUGCUGGUAGCUUCGAGAACACAGUCCCACCAUCUCGUCCUCUGUCGUCCCCUUCUCCUUGCACCCUCCUUCUUUCCCAACAUCAGGGUCUUUUCCAGGGAGUCUUCUCUUCUCAUGAGGUGGCCAAAGUCUUGGAGCCUCAGCUUCAGGAUCUGUCCUUCCAGUGAGCACUCAGGGCUGAUUUCCUUCAGAAUGGAGAGGUUUGAUCUUCUUGCAGUCCAUGGGACUCUCAAGAGUCUCCUCCAGCACCAGAAUUCAAAAUGAAAAUAGGGGCAUCCUAUUUAACAACAACAACAACAGGUUGCCCCAGCCACUCUGGGCGGCUUUAAAUAUACAGUGGAACCUUGAUUCCCGAACGGUUUAGUUGCCGAACAAAUUUGCUCCCAAAUGCUGCAAACCCGGAAGUAAGUGUUCCAGUUUGCAAAUGUUUUUCAGAAGCCAAAACAUCCUCCUGCAGCCAAUCGGAAGCCAUGCCUUGGUUUUCGAUCUGUUUUGGGAAGCGAACGGACCCCUGGAACAGAUUAAGUUUGAGAACCAAGGUACCACUGUAUAUAUAAACAUAACAAAACAUUUAAAAACUUCCCUAUGCCUUCAGAUGUCUUCCAAAGGUUGUAUAGUUAUUUAUCUCCUUGGCUUGCAUAGCUCUAUACCCUCCAAUGGAACAGUCUCCCUCGGGAGGUUGUGAACUCUACUUCCCUAGAGCUUUCUAAGCAGAGGUUGGGUGGCCAUCAGGCAUGGAAUCACAACUAAAACAUCCUUUAGCUGGAUGCUUGACUUCUGUUGAUGGAGCCUAGAAUAGCAUUAGCUUUCUUUUUGUUCCCACGUCACAGCAAUGAUGGGCCUUGCCAGUCCCGCUUCCCCAUCUUAGCUUGCUAAUCGGAAGGUCGGCGGUUCAAAUCCCCGUGAUGGGGUGAGCUCCCAUUGCUUUGUCCCUGCUCCUGCCAACCUAGCAGUUCGAAAGCACACCAGUGCAAGUAGAUAAAUAGGCACCGCUGUGGUGGGAAGGUAAACGGCGUUUCCGUGCGCUCUGGUUUCCAUCACGGUGUUCCAUUGUGCCAGAAGUGGUUUAGUCAUGCUGGCCACAUGACCUGGAAAUCUGUCUGUGGACAAACCCCGGCUCCCUUGGCCUGAAAGUGAGAUGAGCGCCACAACCCCAGAGUCGCCUUUGACCAGACUUAACCAUCCAGGGGUCCUAUACCUUUACUGCUCACCCCAUCUGGCCAACCCUACUGAGCUCUCAGUAAGUGGAAAUCCUAAACUGAGAGGGAAAAACUCCCUUUCAGCUCUUAGUCAGACCAGGCCAGUCUUUUCAAUUUCUUCCUCGCAAGUGGGUUCAACCUCCAGCACAUUCCAGGCGGCUUGGAGCAAAAGCUUCUGGGCUGAGCACCUUCCUCAUGAAUCAGCUUCCUCAUCACCAUCCCUGAUGCCCUGCAGGUUCCAUCCUGCCCGAGGAAUCACGGAAAAAUUCCCCAGGUUUGCAGGUCAAUGUGGAAGUCCUGUGUGGUGCUGUAGAAAUGAGGGGAACAUACGAAGCAAGAUAGGUAUAGGUUGCUAAUGGUUUAGGGGGCUGGAUGGAGCCCCUGCUCUCAAGACUGGCUGCAGGCCAGCUGCAUUUUCUUGAGCAUUUUGGCAAAAUGCAGGAAAUAAGAAGUGUGUGUGUGUGCGUGCGCGCAUGGAUAGAGUGCCAAAUGGAAGGUUUGCCUCCGGUAAACACAUAGAAGAAGUCUAUCAGUGUUUCCUAGCCAUUAUAGCUGCUGCAGUGGUUAGACUAGGAUGUGGGAGAUGCGGGUUCAAAUCCCUACCAGCCAUGAAGCUGACUGUGCGUCAGUUAGCGCCUCGCAGCAUAGCCUACCUCACAAGGUUGCUGUUGCACACCAUGCACACCAAUUCGUGCUCCUUGCUGGAAAGGUGGCGUAUAAAUGUGAUAAAAAUGAAAAUAGCUAAUUGGCAGUGUAUCAGUUGCUGCAGAUCACAUAUGGAGAGAGUGGUCUUGAACCCAGGUUCUGCUUGUGGGGAUUCCAAUGAGCAUCUGGUUAGCCACUGUCAGAAGAGGGUGCUGUCUUCAAUGAGCCCCCGGCCUGAUCAAUUAAUGGUGGGGGGGUAAUUGACACAUGAUUGUUGGGUCAUCAUCCGGCAGACCCUUAGCCAGUCAUGGUGGGGAGCUGAUUCUGGCCCAUCAGGACAGAAUAAGGAUGGUAAGCGAGAAUUUAACCUGGAGUCAGGGCCUGGCGAUGGAAGUAGCUAGCUGUUCUUACGGGUUUGCCAGGUAGGAUGUUGUUGUUGUUGUUUAGUCGUUUAGUCGUGUCCGACUCUUUGUGACCCCCUGGACCAGAGCACGCCAGGCCCUUCUGUCUUCCACUGCCUCCCGCAGUCUGGUCAAACUCAUGUUAGUAGCUUUGAGAACACUGUCCCACCAUCUGGUCAUCUGUCGUCCCCUUCUCCUUGUGCCCUCCAUCUUUCCCAACAUCAGGGUCUUUUCCAGGGAUUCUUCUCUUCUCAUGAGGUGGCCAAAGUCUUGGAGCCUCAGCUUCAGGAUCUGUCCUUCCAGUGAGCACUCAGGGCUGAUUUCCUUCAGAAUGGAGAGGUUUGAUCUUCUUGCAGUCCAUGGGACUCUCAAGAGUCUCCUCCAGCACCAGAAUUCAAAAGCAUCCAUUCUUCGGCGAUCAGCCUUCUUUAUGGCCCAGCUCUCACUUCCAUACAUCCAGGUAGGAUAAAGCUGUCCAAUUCCCUCAGGUGGAGGGAAAGUAUCCCGCAAAGGGCUAGAGGUGCUUUUGCAGGAAAAGGAAAAGUGGAUGGUCCUUAGCUGCUACUCCUGUGUUAUUGCAGGGCGAUGACACUUUGGACCCCUUCCAACUCUACAAUUCUAUGAUUCGAGGAAGAAAUUGUUUUCAUAUAAACAGUUCUGUAGUGGAGGAUUGCAAGCACAGUUCGUGUUUAAACCUGAACUGGCAUUUCAGACAGAAAAUCAGUACUGUGGCUUUAAUGCUGAACCAGUCACGCUUUACCCCGCUCUAAGCGUUUAAUAAAAACACCGUUUUUGUUUCCAUUGUGCCUCGGCUCUGAUUUACACCUAGUGCAGGGAAUGAGUUGUCACAGGGGCCCCCCAGUAUCAAGAGUCCUUGCUGUGGGUUUAAAUGAUACGUUGCCACCUAUAGAGAAUCCCCGAAUUCUCGGUUGUUAGGGAAGCAACCAGGGUUAAAUUCCCUUGGACUCUGUCCUGUUGCCCUGGUCCCAUCUUCCUUGAGGGAGGGUGUCUUGGCAAAGAAAAAGGAGCUAGCUGUGUGUGUGUGUGUGUGUGUGUGUGUGAGAGAGAGAGAGAGAGAGAGAGAGAGAGAGAGAGAGAGAGACUAUGCCAUGAACUCAGUGGGACAAUUAGCCUGAUAAUCACAGGCGUUAAGAGAGCUUUUAAAACGCAGAUUACCAACCCAAUGGGCAUGUGGAGUUGCUGAGAUCUGUGCAGCAACACACAGCUUUGGAUUUUAAUCAAUCCGUAACCAUGCUCAGCUUCCCUCCUUAUUUCCCUCUGCCUUACCAGAAAGGAAAACUCUCCUCAAAGCAGAGAAAAUGUGUUGCACUCAGAUGUCUUCAGGUUUUUCUUGGACUCCACGGCUAAUAUAUGUCUUUGACGUGUGCACCCGCGUUUGGACAGGUUUGUUUGUCCCCCUCCACUUGGGGCCUGAAAAACACACCCCUUCCCUGAUUUUGAUGGCUGACUUGAUGGACCUUGAGCUGGAUUCAGGGAGGUGUUUGUCGUGUUCUUUUUUCCUUUUUAAAAAAAUAAUUUUUAUUUAAUUUUACAAGUGUAGAAUUAUGACAAUACAAAAUACAUAUCCAUAUUUAGAGAUUUCUCUGAAUCUCCAGACUUCCCACCCUCCACUCCGUGGCUCCUACGGUCAACCUUUUCAACUGCAUAUUCUUUCCUAAUCCAUAUUUUAUAUCUCUCCAAACGGUCCAUGGUAUUUUGUUUGUGGUGUUCUUCAUCCGCACGAUGCAGGAAGAUGUGCGGCAGGCAUCCUUUGGCUAAGAUGGGUCCUUUCCCCCCACAGUAAAUAGAUGUGGGACAGUGGUGGGGAUUUUGGUAGUGGCCAGGAAGGUUUAACCCCCUCCUCUCCAUAUGGCACAGCUGUAAUACCGAUUGUGGCUAUUUAGAGAGAGAGAGAGUUAGAGGUGCAGACUGCCAUGAUCCAGCGUCUUGACUAGUUUGCUUUAUUCCUGAUUUAUUGCAGCUCAGGGAAAUGAGAAAAACCUGGGUGCCAGAGAGCCAGUGUGGUGUAGUGGUUAAGAGCGGUAGAUUUGUAAUCUGGGGAACCUGGUUCACGUCUCCACUCCUCCACCUGCAGCUGCUGGGUGACCUUGGGCCAGUCACACUUCUUUGAAGUCUCUCAGCCCCACUCACCUCACAGAGUGUUUGUUGUGGGGGAGGAAGGGAAAGGAGAAUGUUAGCUGCUUUGAGACUCCUUGGGUAGUGAUAAAGCGGGAUAUCAAAUCCAAACUCUUCUUCUUCUUCUUCUUCUUCUUCUUCUUCUUCUUCUUCUUUUUCAUUUGGAACUGUCUGACAGCACUGGCUACCCAUUAGUUUUUGGGCCCAAUUUUGACCUUUAAAGCCUUAUGCAGCUCACGAUGGCCUCUCCUCCUAUUCACCAACCCAGACCCUGUGAUCAUCAUCUGAAGCCCUUCUUUGUUUGCCUAUUCAACAAGAGGCCCGGAGCGCGGCAAGAUGAGAACGGGGCCUUUUCAGUGGUGGCUCCCUGCUUGUGGAAUGCUCUCCCCAGGGAGGCUCGCCUGGUGCCAUCAUCAUAUAUCUUCAACCACCAGGGAAAUCAUUCCUCUUUAACCAGGCCUUUGGCUUUAAACUAUGCGCUUUUAGAGUUGGUGAGAUGUUUUAAUGUAACCGCCCUUGGUUUAAUGCAUGUAUGUGGGGUUUGUUGGUGCUCUUUCACUUUUUGUAAGUUGCCGUAAUGAUGAUGAUGAUGAUGUCUUCUUCUUAUGCCUUCCUUCUCCUUCUGGAUUAGUUUGAAGAUGAAAUUCUGGACAUCUGCCUCCAGCUGUUGGACACCAACCCCAAGUUCCUCCGAAACCAGGAUAAGGACUGCUCCCGACGCAACAGCCCUGUCUAUAUCAGCAGGGUAGUGAGUGCCAUGGUGAGUUUGGAGCAAGAGGGCAGGCCCUCCACGUGGGUGACCUCCUCAGCUUCUGCCCAGUCCUAAGGAGAUGCUCGCGUUGUCUUCUGCCAGCCCCACAGAGAGCCGAGUCCUCCUCACACACUCGGGGGCUUUCCUGCAAAGCUGAGAUGGCCCUAACUCCUGCCCACGGGCUGGUUGCAGAAUAAGAUAACACGGAAUUAUGUGUUAGGGGACAUUUGCGUUCUGAAACGUGUAUCAGAGAUGCUGCUGCCUUUGUCUUACUUCAGGUAAUUCGUUCUACAAGUUUGUCAGCAGGGCUUAGGAGUCCUUCGCCUCCCAGGUUUUGAACCUUAAAAUUGGGGUGCGAACAUCAUGCCCUUUUAAAUCUCAGAAUCCUAGCGUUGGAAGGGACCACGAGGCCCAUCUAGUCCAGCCCCCUGCAAUGCCAAAAUGCUAUUUAUUUCUUUAUGGCUUUUGCACGACUCCCCAUAAGACAAGCUUCUCUGGGCGGCAUACAAAGGAUAAGAAAAAUUAUGCAAUUAUGAAGGUGUAACAUCGAAAAGAAAUACAGUCGUACCUUGGAAGUUGAACAGAAUCUGUUCUGGAAGUCCGUUCGACUUCCAAAACGUUUGGAAACCAAAGUGUGGCUUCUGAUUGGCUGCAGGAAGCUCCUGCAGCCAAUCGGAAGCCGUGGAAUCCUGUUGGACAUUUGAGUUCCAAAAGAAUGUUCACAAACUGGAACAAUCACUUCCGGGUUUACAGCGUUCAGGAGCCAAAAUGCCUGAGUUCCAGGGCCUUCGGGAUCCAGGGUCGUCUUUUUUGGCAAUCACUCGUAGCUGAGUAAGAUUGUCUUCCAUAAACACGGUUUUAACAACGAGUCCGUAAGUGACUGUGGAGGCCAAUUCUGGAUCCACACGUCCUUCCACAGUGGGGACAUUGGUUUCUGGGUGGGAGUUGAUCAUGGUGUGGAUUAGCCAAGCGUGCUUUCCUCUUAGCACGUUUCUCCCUUGCGUCCUGAGUUCGAGCGUCUUCAAAGCCCACGACACCUUUGGUAAAGGCUGUUCUCCAACUGGAGCACUCACAGGCCAGUGUUUCCUAAUUGUUGGUGUUUAUACUACUUUUUUUAUAGAUUUGCCUUGAGAGAGUCUUUAAACCUCUUUUGUUGACCACCGGCAUUACGCUUUCCAUUUUGAAGUUCAGGAUAGAGUAGUUGCUUUGGAAGAUGAUCAUCAGGCAAUCGCACAACAUGGCCAGUGCAACGAAGUUGAUGUUGAAGAAUCAUUGCUUCAACAUUGGUGAUCUUUGCUUCUUCCAGUACACUGAUAUUAGUUUGCCUGUCUUCCAAAGUGAUGUGUAAAACUUAUCGGGAUCCAGGGUACAACUAUAAAGACAAUAAAAGCAGAGCUCACAGCACCAUCAAAUAAAUGCAGGUUUUAAAAAAUGGCUCUGUAAGUUGUUUUGAAGAUGAACAGGGGGAAAGACCACAAAAUGGUGUCAGGCAGGCCUCCCUGGGAAGGAUAUUCCAUAACUGGGGUGCCCACUGCAUUUCAUUCAGUAGAGGCACCCAGACUGGGACCUCCAAAGAGGGCCUCAGGCUUUGGGCAGAUAAAUAGGAUCCCUUGGCUCCAGGCUGUUUUGCACCUGGACUCAAGAAACCCCACCCAAUCUGUUCAAAUGGUUCCUUCAUCUCCUGAGCCACCUGUCUACAUCCUCCUCCUCUUGUUGCGUCUUGGGCUGCAGGUGAACUGCAACGAUGACCAAGGCAUCCUGUUUGGACGCUGGGACAACCAGUAUGACGAUGGCGUGAGCCCCAUGGCCUGGAACGGGAGUGUGGACAUCCUCCAGAGGUGGCAGAAAUAUGGGUGCCAGCCGGUCCGGUACGGGCAGUGCUGGGUCUUUGCCGCUGUGGCCUGCACAGGUGAGGGGUCCUCAGUGAGGAAGCAGAAAGGGGCUGCCUCCUUGGCUCACCCCCAUCACAAACAGCAUUUGGGGAAUACCAUGGCUCUGUUGGUUUCUGUGUGUUGCCUCUGUGCAGUGCCCUUGGAGUCACAGGACUCUGUUUACAUUCCUGAGAUUCCAGACUGUUGGAAGUCUCAUGGAAGACAGGAGAUGGAUGUGAUGUUUACUGGUUUCCUGUUCCUUUAUUUUCGGUUGCUCUCUGCUCUCACAGAGAGACGAUGUAUUUCUUUUCUGUCUGCGUAGCUUAGUAAUAAAACUCUUAGCAUGUAGCUCAUAUUUCUCGUCCUUCCCUGUGCUGGAUACUCUGCGUAAUGGGGAAACGUGCUUGGAGCCUUAUCAGAGGCUCAGGUCAUUAAUCACAUCGGAGGCGAUUUCAGAGGACUCGACUGGAGGAGUCGCUCGGUCAAACGCAAGUCCGACAGGCUCCUCCAUGUCAAAACACACAAGCUCUCUUUUUUAAGUGUGUUGGGGGUUCUGGUAUAUGCUACAGCUCCCUGUUCCACUGUUCUCUGUAGCAGGGGGCCGUUUCCUCACCCUAUCCAUGGGGGACCAUGCCCAAUGCCCCCUCCCAGGGCACACCAGAGGCAAACUAAUAAUAAUAGAAUGUGUUGGGGGGGGGGCUAUUGUUUUGUUGCUUUUUGUUGCUUUGGCUUUAGCUAUUUAUUUGUAUUUUUAUCUUGUGAAUGCCCUAAGAUUUUCUGACGAAGGGCUAUAUAUAAAUCUAAUAAAUAAUUAAAAUAAAAUAAUAAACUUGGGCUUGGGUAUCCUCCCUUUGGGAACGAGGCAGCUAGUUCUGCCUUUGUCUUCUUUGCUUGUUAAUAUUUCACUGUAGGACCGGAAUGAUUGCAGAUGCAAGUAUAUCUGUAUUGCCUUGCAUGCAGUUGUGUGGAUUUUUAAAGUCAGCUGUAGGAGCGAGUGUCUCCCUCAUUUGGGAGCUUGGUGGGUCUGUUGGGCGUGUUCCACGGAUGGUUCACCUCUUCCUCUUCUGCCCCCCUCUCUUCCCAGUGCUGAGGUCCCUGGGGAUCCCCACGCGCGUGGUCACGAACUACAACUCUGCCCACGACACCAACGGCAACUUGGUCAUAGAGCAGUAUUUGGAUGAGAACGGGAAGCUGCAGCAGGGCAACCGGGAGCUCAUCUGGUGAGUGGAGGUCCGGUGGGUGUUUGGGACUCCCCAAAAAUGCAUGCAGCAUCUUGGACCUGUCAGUCUGAUAGCUUUGCCUAACUAUGAGGUGCUGGGCUCUGUCCAUGAAGGAACUUUAGGGUUCCUGGUGCAGCUAGCAGGGAAGCAGCAACUGAAUCAACAACAACAGCUUCCUUGGAGGUUUUUAAGCGGAGGUUGGACAGCCAUCUGUCAGGGAUGCUUUCAGCUGAGAUUCCUGCAUUGCAGGGGUUGGACUAGAUGAUCCCUGGCAAUCCCUUCCAACCCUACCGUACUGUUAUUCUGAUUAAGAAUAACUUUUUGAUGGUGGAAUAGACUCAUUUGGAAGGUGGUGCGCUCUCCUUUCUUUGAGGUUUUUCAACAGAGGCUGGAGGGCUGUCCAUCUGGCAUUCUUUAGUUGUGAUUCCUGUAUUGCAUGAACUUUGGGGUCCCUUCCCAUUCUAUAAUUCCAUGAUUCUCAUUAUAGCAGUUAAUUUUGCCAAAAUCAAAUAUUCAUUUAGUUUACAAAUCCAUUCCUCCUUUGUGGGUAUAGUUUGUGACUUCCACCUAGCAGCAAUCACUAUUCUAGCAGCUGUACUUGCAUUAAGGAAAAUUCUCUCCCCCCCCCCCCCCCGUGGUAUCUCUUCAUCUAUCAAUCCAAGGAGAUAUGUCUCUGGUUUCUUUGUUAUUGAUAUUUUCAACAUCUUCUUUAGUUCUUCAUGUACUAAUACCCAAAAUUUCUUAAUUUCCUCACACUUUCACCACAUAUGUAUUAUUGUUCCUAUUUCUCCACCACAUCUCCACCACAGGUUGGAUUUCAAUUUAUAUAUCUUUGCCAACUUAACUGGCAAAAUUAACUGCUAUAAUAAGAAAUCAGUCAAAUCAAAAAUUUAAAAAGGAGUGGAAAUGUUUUGAUGAAUAUAUGGCAAAAUAUUGCUCAAAAAAAGAUACGCUAACAUGCCUAGAUUAAAAUGUGAAGUACUGGAUGGAAGAAAAAUUAGUAAGGAAAGAUAAUAAGAAUAUAUAGAUGAUUUGAGAAGAUUGUAGAAUGCAAAGAUUAUUGUAAAUUGUAUAAUGUGGAGGAAAUCGAGUGGGGGCGGAGGGAAGUGGAAGGAAGGAGAAAAGGAUAAUAUGAUGGAUUGAGGAAAUAGAAAUGUAAUGGGGAGGAAAUGGUGUUGGCUUUGGUACAUCUGUAUUGUAAUGCAAUAUGUGAAAACCAAGAAAAAAUAAUAAUAAUAUAUUAAAUUAAACAUAAUUCUACGAUUCUCCUGUUGUCGCCUCAAGUCAAAGCUGUUGUGCUGCUGGAAGCAGGCAGACAUCAGCAAAGUUUGCAUUUCAGGCAUUGAUAGGAUUUCUCUGCUUACGAGGUGCCUGAUACUUGAGCAUCCCAUAACGGUUUUCAAGCAUCUUGCAGAGCGAGGGUGCCUGGCACUCCUCAGGAACGCCUAGGAGAGAAAUUCCGUGGGGGGAGCUGAGAAUUUUCCAGUUGGGCCUGUGCCAAACGCCUCUGGAAUGCGAGGGUCCUUUGGAGAAAUGCAGAGUGUACCUCUCUUAUCGGACUUCGCUCCCUCCCUCCCCCUUUUCUCCGCCUCCCACAGGAAUUAUCACUGCUGGAACGAAUCCUGGAUGACCCGCCCAGAUCUUGCAGGCGGGUAUGAUGGCUGGCAGGCUUUGGACCCAACUCCCCAGGAAAAAAGCGAAGGUAUCUCUGCCCAGAGCGCCAGCCAAUAGCCUCCUCCUCCAUCCUAGCACCCUGCAGAGGUUUAGGGCUACAGCUCUCAGCCCCAUAGGCAGGCCCCAAAGGAUUUGGGCUGGGAGGAGGUUGUCUGUGUUGCUUAACUGAAGGACGGGGUAGAACUUUAAUAGGAAAAAGGAAUGGUGCCUGAUGGCAACGAUGACAAUCGCUUAUUACAGAUAGGCACGUAUCUAUAUGUACGCCGAGCCCGAUACCCAAUUUCCUAUCAUCACUUUGGCUGGGAGGUUCUGCAGAGUUGGGAAUGGAGGCAAUUAAGGGACAAAGAAAAGAGGCUUGAUUAUGCCCCUAACGCUCCAUACAGUGGGACCUUGGUUCUCAAACGUCUUGGUACUCAAACAACUUGGAACCCAAACACUGCAAACCCGGAAGUAAGUGUUCCGGUUUGCGAACUUUUUUUGGAAGCCAAAUGUGCUCCAUUUUGAGUGCCACACUUUCAUUUUGAGUGUUACGCUGAGGUCUGUCUGCUUUUGCUAUUUAUUUUGCGUUUUUGUUUUUGCGGCUCUUUUUUGUUUUGUUUUUGUGACUGUGUGGAACCGAGUUCAGUUACUGAUUGAUUGAUUGUGUGACUGCAGUACAUUGUUUAUUGCUUUCAUUUUAUGGAUCAAUGGUCUCGUUAGAUACAGUAGUAAAAUUCAUGUUAAAUGGCUGUUUUAGGGGUUGUUUUUAAAAGUCUGGAAUGGAUUAUUUUUAUAUAUAUAAUUUUUUCAUUAGUUUUCAACAUAUCAUUUUCAACAAUAAUUAAACGCAGCCAGUGUACGUUUUAAUAUUCCUCUGGUCGAUGGCUUCUUUCUCCUUGCAGGAGUCUACUGCUGUGGCCCCACUCCGGUCCGAGCUGUCAAGGAAGGAGACCUGAAGCUGAAGUACGACGUGAAGUUUGUCUUCGCCGAGGUCAACGCAGACGUGGCCUAUUUGAUGCUGCAGAGUGACAUGUCUCGGAAAAGGACCACGUACUCCUCUCUGGUGGGAAAGCACAUCACCACCAAGAGCGUGGGCAGGGAUGCCAAGGAGGACAUCACCCACAACUACAAGUACCCAGAAGGUACCCAGAGCAUCUCUGGGUUGUAUAUAAGUGGGAGGCAGGGAGGGAGGGAGGGAGGAAAGGAGGGAGGGAAUACUUGUUGUUGUUGUUUAGUUGUUUAGUCGUGUCCACCUCUUUGUGACUCCCUAGACCACAGCACGCCAGGCACUCCUGUCUUCCACUGCCUCCCGCAGUUUGGUCCAACUCAUGCUGGUAGCUUCGAGAACACUGUCCCACCAUCUCGUCCUCUGUUGUCCCCUUCUCCUUGUGCCCUCCAUCUUUCCCAGCAUCAGGGUCUUUUCCAGGGAGUCUUCUCUUCUCAUGAGGUGGCCAAAGUAUUGGAGCCUCAGCUUCAGGAUCUGUCCUUCCAGUGAGCACUCAGGGCUGAUUUCCUUCAGAAUGGAGAGGUUGGAUCUUCUUGCAGUCCAUGGGACUCUCAAGAGUCUCUUCCAGCACCAUACUAGAGGGAAUACUAGAUUCAGGGAAAUCUAUGCCUACGGAAGUCAUUUUCCAAACUUUCAAUAAUGACAAAGAUUCAUGUCUCUGAAUGUAAGGACGAGGAUUCACAUCAGUUUCCUAAACUUCUGUAUUUAUUUAUAAAAACAUUUAUAGACCGCUGUAUCAUUAAAAAAAAGUCAAAGCGGUUUACAACCAAAAUACACAAAGCCACACACAGUACAAACCAUACCUUUUAAAAAUAUUCUUUUUAAUGGACAUCAAAUAAGAUAAAUAAAUAAAUAAAAAUCCUUCCAGUAGCACCUUAGAGACCAACUAAGUUAGUUAUUGGUAUGAGCUUUUGUGUGCAUGCACAUUUGGUAUCUGAUACCAAUAACUGGGACCUCUAAACUACAGUUAUUCAUGGACCUUAAGGUCCUCUGCGGGGCAGACCACGAGAGGCGGUCCUGUAGGUACCUUAGUUGUUCCUGCUUCCAUUUUUGCAGACUCAGAGGAGGAGAGGUCCGUCUUUGAGAAGGCGAAGCACCAGAAGGUCUACCCGCCAUCAGAAGAGGGCUUGAAAGUCAAAAUCAAGGCCUCUGAAGGGAUGAACAACGGGUGCGACUUUGACGUCUUUGCCGUCAUCAACAACAACACGGACACCGAGCGGCGAUGCCGGCUUAUGUUUGGCGCCCGGACUGUCACCUACAAUGGGACGCUGGGGCCAGAAUGCGGGAGCAAAGACCUGCUCAACGUCAACCUGGAGCCCUACGCAGGUAAAGACAGAUGAGAGCAGGUGAACUAUCUACCUUCUCCAUCCCCUAAUCAUAUGGACCCAUGAAGCUCCCUUGUUGUUGUUUAGUCAUUUAGUCGUGUCCGACUCUUCGUGACCCCCUGGACCAGAGCAUGCCAGGCCCUCCUGUCUUCCACUGCCUCCUGCAGUUUGGUCAAACUCAUGCUGGUAGCUUCGAGAACACUGUCCCACCAUCUCAUCCUCUGUCGUCCCCUUCUCCUUGUGCCCUCCAUCUUUCCCAACAUCAGGGUCUUUUCCAGGGAGUCUUCUCUUCUCAUGAAGUGGCCAAAGUAUUGGGAGCCUCAGCUUCAGGAUCUGUCCUUCCAGUGAGCACUCAGGGCUGAUUUCCCUCAGAAUGGAUCGGUUUGAUCUUCUUGCAGUCCAUGGGACUCUCAAGAGUCUCCUCCAGCACCAGAAUUCAAAAGCAUCCAUUCAGGAAUCUGGUGGGGUGGAGCCUGAACCAUUUCCCUCCCUAUAUGGGGGUCCCCAUGAAUCUCCCCCUCCGAGUUGUGGGGCUGGGGAAAGAGGGAGCAACCCCUGGCCCUGAGAGCAUGGCUUGGAUCCCAGGAGUCUGGAAGCAGAGCAGCUGCUGCUGCACUUUCAGCUUUGAGUAGAACAGCAACGACUGGGUGUUGUGCUGUUGCUCCAUUCUUUCUCUGGAGGCAGCAGACAGAGGAUUUGCAGCAAGCCUCUUGCUGAGCAGGACCCAGCGGCCUUUGCUCCCCUCUCCAGUCCCUUCCUGGGCUGCAAGCUUUCCCUUUCCUCCCCUGCCCCUCUGUUGCUCCACUUCUCCUCCAGUUGAGAUGGCUUCCCUUCAGCCCAGCUGUUCCCCAUCAGUCUGUGACCUCCUUGCGCCCCCAGCUCCACUUCUCCUUGUUUAGCAUUCCUGCUGCGCUUCAGGAGUGACGGAAUGGAAAUGAUCUGCAUCAAGCACCCAGACCUCCUCCUCCUCUUCCUCCUCCUCCUCCUCCUCCUCCUUCCCCUUCUCCUUCUCCUUCUUGCAGCAGGAAGCGCUGAUGGGGAGCGGCUGCCAGGGCAUCCCUAUCUCCUAGCUGCAACAUCACCUCCACCACAGCAGACAUCUCCAGAUGUUGGAGAGGCUUUCUUUGCCCAGGGCAGCGCCUAAAUCUUUGGCGUUGCACUUUUAGCCCUCCGCAUCUCUGGUUAGAGCAGGUGGUUAGGACCCUCUAGAUCAGCGGUUCUCAACCUGUGGGUCCCCAGAUGUUGUUGGACUACAACUCCCAUCAUCCCUGAGCUCUGGCCUUGCUAGCUAGGGGUGAUGGGAGUUGUAGUUCAACAACAUCUAGGGACCCACAGGUUGAGAAAGGCCGCUCUAGAUCAUGGGUAGGCAAAGUAAGGCCCGGGGGCCAGAUCUGGCCCAAUCACCUUCUCAAUCCAGCCCGCGGAUGUUCCAGGAAUCAGCAUGUUUUCACAUGAGUAGAAUGUGUCCUUAUAUUUAAAAUGCAUCUCUGGGUUAUUUGUGGGGCCUGUCUCGUGUUUUUACAUGAGUAGAAGGUGUGCUUUUAUUUAAAGUGUGUCUCUGGGUUAUUUGUGGGGCAUAGGAAUUUGUGUAUUUAUUAUUAUUUUUCAAAAUAUAGUCCGGCCCCCCACAAGGUCUGUGGGACAGUGGACCGGACCCCUGCUGAAAAAGUUUGCUGGCCCCUGCUCUAGAUCUUCUUGGACUACAACUUCCAUCCUCCUUCCUAGCCAUUGGCCAUGCUAGGUGCUGGGCCUGCUGGGAUUUGGAGUCCUCCCAUGUCUGGGGGGUCCACAGGGCUGCCACCCCUGAGCAAGGCUGGAGGGAGCCUCUCUUUCUCAGCUGGCAGCCUGAGACAUCUCUUGGCAACCCCACCAGGCCAUCCUAGGAUGGAAUUGGAGAGGGUGGCAUCGUCUCCUGGUUUCGAGCAGACACACAAAUGCUUGUGCAUUCUUGUGAGCUGCUUGUCACUUGGCUCACUCCUCUUGGCUCCCGUCCUGUGGAUUUUGGCACGAGGGCCUGGAUUCACAUCCUGAGGACCCAGAGUAAGUGGAAGGGGAUCAUUGCACUCUGAGCAGGCAAUUUCCUGCCCUUUGUGGCUCCUCCAAGUGAGCAGCUGCUAUUCCUUUCAGCCCAUUUAUAUAACAGCACCUGAAAGGCGGGGUUUGGGUGGUGGGUUUCAAGCAAACAAUGGGCCUUGCAGUGCUGGGGCUGGCGGAGUCAGGUUCCUUCCAAACUGCAUACCUUCGCAGAGGCAAAACCGCAGAGAUAAACAGCCCUUCCGGAGAUGGAGACUGGCGUGAGGCUUGGCUCCCUGCCCCAGGGGAGAGAGAAGUGCUUGUUUGCUUUGAACCCGGACCAAGAUUGUCACUGUGCAUUCAUGCAGAGGGUGUGUCAGCACAGGAGUUUUCGCUGGCCUCCUGGUGCCUGGGACUGUGGGGCUAAGAAUCAAGGCGGUGGGUGUUCUUUGAUUGGAACUUAUUAAGCAGAGGUGGCCAUCUGUCAGGGAUCCUUUAGCUGUGAUUUUUGCAUUGCAGGGGGUUGGACUGGAUGACCUUUAGGUUCCCCCAACUCUGUAAUCCCAUGAAACAGCUGGACUGGUUCUUCAAAUUGGUGGAUCUGGCUGGGCACUGAGUGACACUCCGGCGGGAGUAUGACCUCACCUUCUCUUUCGUAGAACCAUAGAACUGUCUAGUGGGACUCACAAAACGCCUGACAGAUGGCCCUCCAACCUCUGCUGUGAAAUCUCCAAGGAGGGAAAGUCCGCCACCUCUCGAGGGAGUCUGUUCCACUAUUGAACAGCUCUUACUGUUGAAGUUCCUCCUCAUGUUUAGUCAGAAUCUCCUUUUUCGUCAUUUGAAGCCAUUGGUUCAAGUUCUGCCCUCCAGAGCAGGAGAAAACAAGUUGGUUCCAUCUUCCAUGGGACAGCCCUUGAGAUAUUUGAAAAUGGCUAUCGUAUCCCCUCUAAGCUUUUCCUUCUCCAGGCUAAAAUACCCACCUCCACGGGGCAUGUUCAACAGUGCCUAGGAGAGGCAGAGGGGCCCUUUACUAAGGAAGAACCAGCUGCAUUUUUCCUCCUCCCUCCAGAUACCUUUUCCUUUUGUGCCAUGUGCCUUUUAGAUCAUAAGCAGGGAUGUUCUGUGAACAUUUGCAGACAGUGCAGAGAGCCUUUUUUCUGGCUGAAGAGCAAGGUGAAAAUGCUACAAAUAAAAGAGGCAGGCUCUAUCUCGUUCAGCUCCCUCUCGCCCCCACCCCCGCACCCAUGGUCAGUCAGAUUGCCCCAGGAAGCCCCUAAACAAACCAUGCAAGCCAGAACCUUCCCCCCCCCCUCCUUCUCUUGCAUUAAGAAAGCCUUUCCACCCUGGGGGCUUCCUCUUGCUUCAGCUGGCAGGCCUAGGCCAGGAUGCUCAUUUGCAUUACAAAUGCCUUCCCCCAGUUCCAGACAAACAGCAAGAAUUUGGAGGUGAGCAGCAAGGGAGGCUAGCUUCCUGGGUGAAAGCACCCACAGCCUGAGCACCCGCAGGUUGACAGCCAUUUGGAAGGGAAUGCAGAGACACGUUGAGGCGAACCGCAGGCUGUCGUUCAGCGCCCAAGACUGCUCAGGCAGAAAUCCACCUUAGGGUCAUUGAUGGAGCAUCGAUGUAAGGACCAGUGGUGAGAGCCACACAGACCCCUAAGAAGCUGUGACAAUCUGGGUCGCUUGAGCUUCCAAGUUGUCCUGAGGCUCCGUCUUGCUGGAUAUCUCCAAGCUGUGGGAUUUGGGGGGUAUUCCCACCCUUUGGGGACCCCCAAAGCCUCUAUGCUUGCAGAGGUUAAAACCCGGGCUGCUCCCAGGCUGCUGCUAUUUUGCAAACAGGGCUUGGAUCUUGUCCCAAAUAACUCAGGUUUGCUGUUCCAGUGGAUUCGGUGCUUUGGCACAACAAGCCCAUUUUCCUUUAAAAAAUGACCCUUUGCGGUGAGGAAAUUAAUGGGGAAAUUCAGCGUGGGAAAACAAUGGCUUGGUACAGCGCAGUUUAACCUCCCUUCAAAUAGGUCGGGAUGGCAGCUCAGUUAAACCGGUUAUCUGGGAGUGACCUUGGCCAGCUCACGGGUCCUCUUUGGAAAGACAUGAUAGAAACUUAUAAAAUUACUCUCGGCACGGGGAAACUGGAUCGAGAAGAGUUUUCCUCCCUCUCUGCUAACGCUGGAACUCAUGAACAGCCAGUGAAGCUGAAUGUUGGAAGGUUCAGAACAGUUAAAAGAAAGUCCCUUUUCAUGCAGCAGAGAGUUGAACUAUGGAACUCCUUGCCACAGGAGACAGUGAUGGCUGUUAACCUAGAUGGCUUUAAAAGAGGACUGGAUAAAUUCAUGGAGGAGAAAGCUAUCAAUGGAUAUUGGCCAUGCUUCUCCUUCACAGCUGGAGUCAGCCAUGCUUCUGAAUGCCAGGAGCGUUGCUCUUAUGGUCAGGUCCCGCUUGUGGGUUUCCCAUAAUGGGCAUCUGGUCAGUCACUGCGAGAGCAGGAUGCAAGACUGGAUGGGACACUGGCCUGAUCCAGCAGGCCCUUCUUAUACAGUGGUACCUCUGGAUGCGAACGGGAUCCGUUCCGGAGCCCCAUUCACAUCCUGAGUAGAACGUAAGACGCAACUGUGUGUCUGCGCGUGCGCGGGUCGCAUUUUGCCGCUUCGUGAUGUCAUUUUGAGCGUCCGCGCAUGCGUGAGCAGCGAAACCCAGAAAUAACACGCUCCGUUACUUCUGGGUCGCCGCAGAGCGUAACUUGAAAACGCUCAACCUGAAGCACAUUUAACCCGAGGUAUGACUGUAUUCUUUACUCCCGGGGGAAUUGUCCAAAUGCCAUCUCCAUGUCAGAAAGCAUUAAAUGCUGUGUCCUCUUUGCAUCCUAUUAAUACCCCAGAGUUUUAGUCCUCUCCAGGUUUUCCAUUUCAGCUGCAAUUCUGAAUUAAAGAAUCAGAAAGCUGAAGAAGCAAGGCAUGGGAACUACAGCAGAAGAAGCAAACUUUCUAUUUCUCUCUCUCUCUCUCUCUCUCUCUCUCUCUCUCUGCAUUCUUUCAUUUAGAAAUGACAUGUUUUCUUCCAGAGCUGGGAAGGAAUCUGAUAUGCUUUGAUCCAACACUUUCUGAUGGCACUGUAGAGUUUUACGUGCACCAGAAACCUUUUACAAGUGCAACUUCCACUUGACCCGCCUGCGUUAACUGGGCCUUAUCUUAAAGACCCUUGCCGUUAGGCAGACUUUGGAAGAGAUUUAAAAACAAAAACCCACAAGAUCCCUAAAGGAGGAAACUCUGCAAGACUUAGAGGCAGAGGCCAAGUGUAAACCCAGAGUCUUGGCCAAAUGCAUCCUAGGGCAGCUAAUUUGCGUCUGGCCCCCUGCUGGACACAGCUGGGUUUGGGGAGCCAUCAUGGCUUUGAAGUGCACCCGGAUGUCUAUUGCAUUGAGGGCCAAAGAGAGAUCAGGGCAGGUGCACGGCUGUCACUCAACGCAGCAGCAGGAGACCCACAUCCAUGCCUCUCCCCAAAUUACUGGGCGAAAUAGCAGACAUGCAACAGGAAAUGGUUAGAGGGACGCGGGUGGCACUGUGGGUUAAACUACAGAGCCUAGGGCUUGCCGCUCAGAAGGUUGGUGGUUCGAAUCCCCGUGACGGGGUGAGCUCCCGUUGCUCGGUCCCAGCUCCUGCCAACCUAGCAGUUCGAAAGCACGUCAAAGUGCAAGUAGAUAAAUAGGUACCGCUCCGGCAGGAAGGUAAACGACGUUUCCGUGCGCUGCUCUGGUUCGCCAGAAGUGGCUUAGCCAUGCUGGCCACAUGACCCGGAAGCUGUACUCUGGCUCCCUCGGCCAGUAAAGCGAGAUGAGCGCCGCAACCCCAGAAUCGGCCACGACUGGACCUAAUGGUCAGAGGUCCCUCUACCUAACAGGAAAUGGUUAAACUCACCAUCUUCCUACUAGGUGGGCAGAGCAGGAAGGGCCACAGCUCAGUGGGAGAGCACCUGUUUUGCAUGCAGAAGGUUCCUGGUUCAAUCCCCAACAUCUCCAGACAGGGCUGGGGAAAAUGACUAAGCCAUGAAAGCCAGGAGGGCUGCUGCCAGUCAGUGUAGACAAUACUAAACUCGGUGGGCCAUUGGACUGGCUCAGUAGAGGGCAACAUUCUAUGUUUGGAGGGGGAAUGGGAGAGCUCAUGAGUGAGAAAUCGGGCCCUCAAAUUUCAGCAUCACCCUGUGCGGUGCUAAAAUUCAGCACCCCCGCUACCCUAAAACUGCCCCCGUGACUGCAUAUGACCUCCAGGGUCAGGGUUCAACAUGCUUCGGAGAACAUCAGCCCGAGAGGGUGAUGGCCCUCAUCUCCCGCUUGUGGGUCUCCCAGAGACAUCUGGUGGUCCACAGUGAGACAAAGGAUGCUGGCUGAGGUAGACUAAUGGCAUAGGGAACCUUCGGGCAGCCUGAUGUCACUGGAUUUCAGCUCUCAGAAGCCCCAGCAAGCACAGCCAAUGGUCAAGGAUGAUGGGAGCUGUAGGUCAGCAAAAUCUGGAAGGCCAGAGGUUCCCCACACCUGAGAGAGGCUCUCCCUAUGUUCUGAAGGAGAUAUGAGGCUGAUGCCCUCAACCCAAGUGCAUAUGAGUUGGUUUUUGUGUCUGAUGCUGCAUCCAGAAUGCUUUCUCCCUCCUGUGGUUAUGUGGCUGGUUUCUCCCAGCUGUGGUUCUACCCAGCGGUCAACUGGGUAUGUGCAAGAGACAGUCCCUCACGCUGUCUUUACAUGAUGUUGCGGAAUCUUCUUAAAACUGGAGGAGAUCCAAGGAGUCUGGAUUCUGUCUUUGGCAAAGCUCAUGUUCUUUCUUCUUCUUCUUCCUCUCCAGAGAGGGUCGUCCCCUUGCGCAUCCUCUACGAGAAGUAUGGUGACUGCCUGACGCAGGACAAUAUGAUCAAGGUGAUGGCUCUCCUGAAGGAGCACGAGACCAACGAGAUCGUCCUCGAGUCCAGGAACAUCUAUGUCAAAAACCCAGAUAUCAAAGUCCGGGUAAGGCAAAUUUGCAUGGGGAUUUCAUGGCUGCUUCUGGGAAGUGGGUGCCCUGGGCAUAAUCACAUUGUAGAUGUUAUGGACUGAGUUGAAUAGGAUCCAGAAUGCAGCAGUCUGAUUGGUCCACAGGAGCCACCCAAUCCAACUCCAGGUGGAAGUGAAUCCGCAACCUGAUUGGCCUACAGGAGAAUCCCAGAAUUAGCCAAUCACGUGGGGCCCAUUGUGUAAAUAAUGUAUAUAAAGCAGACAUUUUGGGGGAACUUCCAUUCCUCCUCACCAGUAUGAGCUGAAUAAAGAGCAUGAAAUCCGCUCUUGACUCCAAGUCUAUUUCAGUAGAGUUGGAAAGGGUCGGAAUGGUCAUCUAGUCCAAGCCUCUGCAAUGCAGGAAAAAAUCCACUGCAGGUUCUGGGGAGAGACAGACAGACAGACAGACAUAUGUUGAGUCCAGACCGUGCAGCUUAAUGCAAUUCUGCUAGGGACAUGUGUGGUUCUUCUGUGUUUGCAAGAGAGAAUGACAAAGUAUCAUAUACUGGUAAGCAAGAUCUUGUUCUUAGAAGCUAUUGUAGAGGAACAGAUAAGGAAGUUAGAAGAAAGAAAGAUGUGUUGUCAUAUAUGGACACAGCUUCCUCCACGCAUACAGGUGCAAUAAAUGUUUGUGCCGUUUUCAUAGUUGUUCCUCUGCCCAUCAACUCCUUGUGGGCUGAGCUUGUGUUGCCCUGGCCUUGCAACGCCUAAGUGAAUGUCCUGUUUUGUUGACCCCUGGAAUCUGGCUAAACCCAAAGGAUACUGGGCACUGAACCCCAAUAUUUCCCCAUCAGGCUGAGCUUUCUCCUCUUUUCCAAAUGCAGAUCUUGGGGGAGCCAGUUCAGAAGCGGAGGCUGGUGGCCGAGCUGACACUGAAGAACCCCCUUCCGACCCCCCUGAAUGGCUGCCUCUUCGCGGUCGAGGGUGCCGGCCUGACAGAAGGGCAGAAGAUCCAGGAGCUGUGAGUUUCCCCCAACCACAUCUUCUGGUUCUCAAUACCAACACUUCCAAGACCCGAACAAGGGCUGUUGACGCCCAAUUCAGUUGUGGAAGGGGAAAAGGGGGAAAGGCUUGAUUCUGCAAGCAGAGCAGCCUUUGGGCGUUCCAGGAGUUGCAGUGGUGAGAGAGAGGGAGGAGAACUUUUCUCAAACCAACCAUGCAUAAUUUCACAAACGUCUAUCGUGUUGCCUCUCGCUGGCCUUUUUGCUCAGCUGAGAAGCCUGAAAAACAGCAGCCUUCCUUUGUAGGGAAGUGGUUCUGAUCCCUUGCACCAUUGGAUCAUUACAAAAGGAAGUGAAUAUAAAACUACUGGCAUCAUGAUGUCAUUCUACAAAUCUAUGAUGCAACCACAUUUGCAGUACAGUCGUACAUUGGAUCCCAAAUGUUUUGGCUCCCGCAAACCUGCAAGUGAACGUUCCAAUUUGCAAACGUUCUUUGGAACCCAAACGUCCGACAAUACUUCCACAGCUUCCGAUUGGCUACAGGAGCUUCCUGCAGCCAAUCGGAAGCCGCGCCUUGGUUUCUGAAUGUUUUGGAAGUUGAACGGACUUCCGGUACGGAUUCCGUUCGACUUCCCGGAUACGACUGUACUGUGUGAUCUUCUGGUCACCUUGCCUCAAAAAGGAUAUUGCCACCAGAAUUUUUCCUCCCUCUCUCAGAACUCUGGAACGUGUGGACUUUCAAGGAAACUUUUAUCAGGAAAGAUAAAAUUACUUCUUCUUGCAGUGCAAAGUUAAACUAUGGAACUCAUUCCCACCAGAUUAGAUAACUUCGUGGAGGAGGAAAGGGUUACUGAGGGCUCCUAGCCAUGAGAGCUGUUGGAAGCUGCCCAGAGUGGCUGGGGAAGCCCAGCCAGAUAAUAAUAAUAAUAAAAUUUUAUUUAUAGCUCGCCCUCCCCAGCCGAAGCUGGGCUCAGAGUGGCUAACAACAGUAUAAUAAUACAGAUGGGCAGGGUAUAAAUAAUAAAUUUGUUUUUGUUAUUAUUGUUAUUGUUAUUGCUAUUGUUCUGCCUCCACAGUCAGAGGCAGCAAUGCUUCUGAAUACGCGUUGAUGGAAACUCUGGGAAGGGAAAGGGCUCUUGUGUUGACGUUCUGCUGGACUCGCUGGGCCCUGGGCCUGAUCCAGCGGACUCUUCUGAUGACCGUAGGUUGACCUCGUGUGUCCCCCUUCCCCUCUCUCCGCAGGGACAGCCCCGUCGGGCCGGGUGAGGACGCCAAGGUGAGGGUGGAGUUCGUGCCCCGCCAGUCGGGCCUGAGGAAGCUGGUGGUGGAUUUCGAGAGCGACAAGCUGAAGGGGGUGAAGGGCUACCGGAACGUCAUCAUCGCCCCCCUGCCCAAAUGAUGUGCCGCCCCGCCCUGCCCGGGAGGGAAGAGGGUUGCUUUGCUGGCCCGGCCUGAAAUCCAUCGCCUGAGCCGCCUCUUUAGAAAGAUGGGUGAUUCCGGCAGCAAUGGGGACCCUGGAAAACUCCCCCAGUGUACACUCAAAUGUGACAAUAUUGCAAGGAGCCAUCACUCCCAACUGCUCCUUCACCAAGGAGCCGAAAUUUGGUCCUAGCUAGACCCUCCCCUGAAAAAAAAAAGAUAUAUUUUUGUGGCUUUUUCAAAGAAUCGUAGUUAGAAUUGACCUCCAGAGGUCAUCUAGUCCAACCCCCUGCAAUGCAGGAAUUACGGCUGAAGAAUCCCAGUUGGAAAAGCUCCAGAGGAGUCUAGAAAGUUCCUCCUGAUGUCAUUUGCGCACACAGCAGAAAUGUAUCGCUUUGGGCCACAGACGGGGCGGGUACUUUUUGAGAGUUCCCCCGUGAAAAAUGACAUCACACGCAAAACUCCCCCCAGCAGCGCCUGGCAAGUAUGCAGAAUCCCUGGGCUGCUGGUUUUCUGUCUUCAAGGGAGUUGGAGCAAUAAAUAAAGCUCCGUCCUUCCACCUCAGGAGGACUUGAACCCCUUAUCUCCCCUCCGUCUGCUGUGUCCGUAAGACAGGAAUAUCUCCUGCUCAGAAAUGGGUGGCCCUUAAUGCCCAGCUGUCUGCAGCCCCAACAAAAUGUGACAUGCCCUUCCCCGAAGUCGCAGGGGAGAGGGACGCAAAUAUUGUAAGCUGCUUGCUGCAUCAUGCCAAAAAUAAAGAAAAUAAUAUAUAUCUAGACUCCAGCACAGUAGCCACCAGAAAUGUACGGCAGCAAGUACAGACUUCUGCUACGCCAGUCCUGAAAGACCCACCUAACCCGGCAUCCUGUUCUCAAAUCCUGAUCAUCAAAUGCCUCUAUUGGGAAACCCGCAAGCGGCAUUCGAACACAGAACCCCUCUCCACUCCUGCAGUUUAGUAGCUAGUAGCCAUCAAUAGUCUCCUCCCCCUCCAGGAAUUUGCCCCGCCCUCUUUUAAAGUUGGUCCCUGCCCCAUGUGGGAGGGAGUUCGGCAGUCUAACCGUUCACCAAGGCCCAGGGCUUCACAUUGAUGGCACAAGCGCUUUGUCUAAGAACUGUGGCGAGCGGAGUUUUAUUUCGUGUUUGAAACCAGGGAAGAUCUGGCUGGGUGGGACAGGAGAAGGACUCGGGAGAAGGAGUCUGCCAACGACCGUCAGAUAAACAGAGACGUCAAAGGCACUCAGCGCUGCCAAGACAGAUGCUGGCCAGAGACACCAGCUUUUCUUGGGCUCAAGAGCACCAGCUUCAAAUCCUUUCCCUGGGCCAUCUUUAAGUACUUAGCCGGAGAAACAAACUCUCUGUGUUUGUUAAAAGGCAUGGCAGGGGAAAAAAUGAAAAUUGUGAGCCAGGACUGUGGAGGAGAAGGAAGGCAGAGAAAGCAGCUUUCUUACCCCUUCCAGUGCGGUUUCUGGGGAACAGAAAGACAAGCGCAAUUUCUUGGUGGAGGCAUUUCUUGCUAAGAAGCUCCCAGGUCCACACUUUGGAGAAAGAUUCAUUUAUUUUUUUAAAAAGCUGACCCAAGAAACAAAGGGCUUAAUAAUGUGAGCAAUGUAACAUGUACAUACCUAUAGAUAUAUUUGUGUACCGUGAUGCUAUGCGUAAUCUCAAAUGUGCAGAGGAGAAGGUGGUUUGCUGCCUUUGCUUGAUCCUUUCUAGCUGACGCUCGCGGCAAAUGCCGUGUUCUCAGAGUGGAACUGAACUAUGCAAUCACUGAAUAAAGAGUUAAUUUUUCACCUUCAA